Pelobates cultripes (western spadefoot toad) is the source of this 75577-nucleotide messenger RNA. Lineage: Eukaryota; Metazoa; Chordata; Amphibia; Anura; Pelobatidae. The record is from the annotation of a GenBank genome assembly.
GCGAGCCCGGCGCGGUGACGUCACGGGAAGAGCUGGGAGCCUCACCCAGGCUGGGCUGGUUAGCGCUGUGUGUCCCGAGCGGAGGAGGAGGAGGUCGAGCGGGCGGUGGUGGUGGUGGUUGGGGAUCCCAGGCAGUGCCGGGGCCCAUACAGGAGAGGGAGCACAGCAGCGCGGUGAGUGUGUGGGAGACGGGGCAUUGCUGGGUGACCGGCGUGUUUCGUGCUGCACCGGGGAGGGGGGGUGGGAGAGAGGGCCUGGCUCGGGGAGGCGGGCAUGGGCUACUGCUGACAUGCCUGAAGGAUGACCCCGGGAUCCGGGCUGUGACAGCCUGCCAGCAGCACAGCUAGGACAGACAGCUACAACAUGGCAGGGGAGAGGGCACCAUGCCAUUCAUAGCCUCUGGGCAGGGGGGCUGAAAUGUAGGGGGUUGGCACCCUGGCACACUCAGCUUGUGAGUAUGGGGACUGGCACACUCAGCUUGUGAGUAUGGGGACUGGCACACUCAGCUUGUGAGUAUGGGGACUGGCACACACAGCUUGUGAGUAUGGGGACUGGCACACACAGCUUGUGAGUAUGGGGACUGGCACACACAGCUUGUGAGUAUGGGGACUGGCACACUCAGCUUGUGAGUAUGGGGACUGGCACACUCAGCUUGUGAGUAUGGGGACUGGCACACUCAGCUUGUGAGUAUGGGGACUGGCACACUCAGCUUGUGAGUAUGGGGACUGGCACACUCAGCUUGUGAGUAUGGGGACUGGCACACUCAGCUUGUGAGUAUGGGGACUGGCACACACAGCUUGUGAGUAUGGGGACUGGCACACAGCUUGUGAGUAUGGGGACUGGCACACUCAGCUUGUGAGUAUGGGGACUGGCACACUCAGCUUGUGAGUAUGGGGACUGGCACACUCAGCUUGUGAGUAUGGGGACUGGCACACUCAGCUUGUGAGUAUGGGGACUGGCACACUCAGCUUGUGAGUAUGGGGACUGGCACACUCAGCUUGUGAGUAUGGGGACUGGCACACUCAGCGUGUGAGUAUGGGGACUGGCACACUCAGCGUGUGAGUAUGGGGACUGGCACACACAGCGUGUGAGUAUGGGGACUGGCACACACAGCUUCUGGGCAUGGAGACUGACCUUUAUGAGGGUGGGCAUCAUAUCAUGCAUAGCCUUGGAUCAGUGGUUCGUAACCUUUGGCACUCCAGAUAUUUUGGACUGCAUCCCCCAUGAUACUGCCGAUAUAGGGGGAGAUGUAGUUCACAACAUCUGGAGUGCCAAAGGUUACCUACCCCUGUAUGGAAACUAGGCUCAAUGGCACUAUCUAAUCACGGCAUCAAAAAUGCUGAAUUGUGAACACCAUAGUAUUUAUACUUUCUGGGCAUGUGGGCUGGCAUGGAAGAUGGGCACCAUUCCAUAUAUAGCCUGUGGAUAUGGGGACUGUAACAGAGUGUUUGCACAAUGCUGUGUAGAACCUCUGGAAAUGGCACCAUGACAUGUGUAGCUUGAGCUUCUGAACAUGGGGACUGGGCACUUGCAUUUAAACUGCCUGGACAUGUGGACUGAUUUGGUUUGAGGAGGUUAUGGUGGCUUCGGGAGUUUUACGUAGUCUGCUGGGCCACUUCUGAUUUGUAUAAUUUGUGUAUGGGUACUGGGUACCAUGGCAUUGAAGUUUUCUGGACAUGGGGGGCUGGCAUGUGAGGGAGUGAGAUCUAUAGUGUUCAUAAAUUAUGUGCGUGGGAUUGUUGGCCCCAUGAAUUUCAUAGCUCUGGUCGUGGGGACCCACAUAGGUACCCUUAAAUUGCGUGGUGGAGUUCAGCGUUCACAUGGCAGUGAAUCCAGUGCCACUAUUGCUUAGUUACUUUCAAACAUCCCUUUUUAACACGCUCUUUUUUUUUAUUAUUCUACAUCAGAGAUCACCCUCAGUUAAGCCCACAAGCUGUGGUGGAGGCUUAGAAAGGCCAUCAUAGGAUUUGUGGUGUUACCACAAAUGAGGGUCUACAUUUUGGGCAUCUUUUUUCCCCUUGAGAACUACAAGCCCCCGCCUCCUCUUGUGUGCCCCAGUGCCACCACCCUUUGCUCAGUGUCCUGGUGUACUCACAGUGAGACUGAAACAAUUUAGAUUUGUUAUGAGUAGUCUUAUUCCUGUUGCUUAAUGCACUGGAAUGGUUAAUUAACAGGGUGCAAUGUUAUGGGUGAUGGGGUGUGUCUUAUUGGAACUUGUUUGGCAUUUUCCUCAUUUUAGGGGUUUAAUUUACUGUCAUUGGGUUGGUGCAUUGUAUUUGCUGAUCUGUACUUGAAUUCUUUUGUAUCUGUUCUUGUUUAAAAUGUCUUCUGCUGCAGACUUCAGUGAUGCAGGCAAAAACUACAAUCGUUAGACCGUAUAGUUACCUAUUUUAACAGCGUUACCGAGGUCUUAAAUUGCUGAUCAAUUGAUUCUAAACGGGUACAUUCCAAUCUUUUGUAUUUACAACAGGGGUAAAAUGCAAUUCUCCAUCCUGUUUGUGUUAGGAUAUUUUAAAUUAAACAAAUGGCCAUAGGAUAUAGAUCAAAAGUCCGUUGAUCACACUCUUUAAAAGAUCCCAUGACCCAGGUAACACUUUAAGUAGCUAAUAACAUGAUUAACACUAAUCCACUUUUAUAUAUCUUGUAACUAAAUUUAGACCGUAAUGCACUCCAUAGAAUAAAAUUGUGCCCCACCUACUCCACAGGAAAGCAAGAGGUUUCAAAGCAUGCAAAGGAAGACUAGUGUUCAAAAGAAUUGUAGGUUUUAUUUAAUGCUGCCCUGUUUAACUUGUUAAGAAAUAACCCUUCAGCACACACAAUGAGCUCCUUGCCCUAGAUUACAGCAACAUCCUUUGCGAAAUAGGUAACAAAGGUUUUGCUUUGUACUGCUGGCAGUGUUGAACCACAGCAAAGUAACUGUUAAAAUGGUUGGGGAUAGCUCAAUGGGGCUGGCUUGCAGCAGGAGAGGGAGGGGAGCUGAUUAAUGCCAGAUUGUAUUAGAAACUGAGAUAUCUAAUUCACCAUGUUUCAUUGAUGAAGGUUCUCGGAGGGAGUUUGCUGAAGGUAUUUGGUAAUUUUUAUGUUAUGACAUCUUCACAGGGCAAACUAAUCAAUGUAAGCUUUGUGUUAUGCUUAUCACACAUUAUAUACAUAUUUGAUUUGUAUGGAAGGACAAAUGUGACCUUUUUAAUUGGUCUUCCGGGCUAAAUAUAUAUAUUCACUAUUUACAAGAUUUCUCUAGUUUUAUAUCUUGUGGAAACACAUGCUUUUAUAUAUUUAUAUACACACACACCCUAAAAUAUAGACACUUUCACCCAAUUAUCUCCCCUGAUUACGUCCAUCCUACCCUCCCCCCCCCAGCUCCAAUCUUCUUGACCCACACACAUAACAGUUGGCAGAGCUGCCUCAUUCAAAAUCUUGAGACACCAUACCAAGUUACCCGAUCCUUAAGGAUCCUCUGUUAUAAAACUAUCCUACACCACAGUUGUCAUACUCACGGGCCCCCACCCUGUAUUAAUCCUGGGCCUACUACCAAUCCCAAACAGGGCUCCACACUUCGGUAGGGAGCAGGACCAUUAAAAUGAACUCUCACUUGUUUGCAUAACAUGUAACUCACAAUCUAUUAUUGCCACUGAUCGAACCGCAUCUUGCAUAGCAUGUAACUUGACCACUAUUGUAUAACCUCGUAUAGUCAGUUAGGGUAACCAAACUCUUAUCUUAUGUCAAUUUGUCUCUCUGCUGACUACUUCUCCUUUUUUUUUUACUUAAUUUUUUUUAUUUUUUUUAUUAUUUCUACAAUUGAAAAUGCGUAGUUUAGCUACCAAACCUUUAUCACAAAAUACCGUGCUGUCUACUCGAGUAGAAACGUGACACUAUUGCUCACUACAACUGUUGUCAUGUUCACUAUUCCGUUGUGUUUUUAAAGUAUGCCGGCAAUUGCCGUUGUGACAUUGCGGGUUACCUUGUAUACUUCUGCACGACCAAAAAUAAAGAAUUAAAAAAAAAAAAUAUAUAUAUAUAGACACUAUUAAUUGGGACAAUAACCAUUUAUAGAUCAGCUUCAAUCUAUUCUACAUAAAAAGUAGUUUGUAAAACUUUUCACAUCUUUUUUAUAUUGGAUACAAAAUGUUCAUAUGUAGAUCUUAUUGAUAAGGGAAUUUUUUUAAUUAUUAUUUUUACACUUUAGAUUUACUCCAGAAUUAUGUUAGGAUGUUAUCAUGCAUUUUGGACCAUUUGAUUGUGAAGAUUCUAUAAAGAUAAAUACAGUAUACAAACAUGUAAGACACACUAACUAAAAUCUGUAAUUCUAAUGAUAUGUUAUCUAAUAUCUCAUUAGUAGUUUAUACAAAUGCUUAUGUCUGUUUUUGUACUCCACUUUUGCAGACAUAGUGAAGUAAGAAAAUGGUACAGUUACACUAAAAAAACUACGAUCUGGUAGUUUAACAUUUGCCACACUCCUCUGCUAAUGGCCACAUAGUAAUCAUACUGUGUGCUUCUAUUAAAUACUUCAUUACGUCUUUUGUGUAUAUAUUAAAAAUCAAAAAUCCUGCAGAUGGGAGUUGCCAGUGUGGGAACAAACAGAUGUUAGAAGAAGGUCGUUUGAAUAGUGAAAGGAACAAGAAAGGGUGUAUUUGAUUAAAGAAGAAAUGCAGUGAGGAGUGGAGUUAGUGAGUGCAAAGUCUACCUGAAGCAAAUGUAAUGACUGGCAAAGGGGUGAGGUGUGGGGGAAGCAGUCCGUCAGGAAGAUGAAACUGACAGCAGAGUUCAUUACAGACUGAAGAGGGGCAAUGCUGGUAAUUGGAAGGCCAAUGAGUGGUAAGUUGCAAUCAUCAAGUCGGGAAAUGACUGCACAAACAAGAUCCUUAGUUGUAUCUUGAGUUAUAAAAGGACGAAUGCGUGUAAUAAUUUUGAGGUGGAAGUUACAGGAUUUGAAGAAGGGCUGGAUGUGAGGAGGAAAGGUGAAACCUGAGUCAAAAAUAACUCCAAAGUAGCAAGCUUGAGGAGUUGGUGUUAUAGAGGUUUCAUUGAUGUGCAGGGAGAUAGAUGGAGGACGAUGGGGAAAGAUAAAAACUUAAGUUUUGAAAGAUUAAGUUUACAUCCAUAUGGAGGUGGAUGUGAGGCAGUUUGUGACUUGUUUAGGAGGGUAGGAGAGGGAAAUCUGAGUAUCUCCUGCAUAUGGAUCGUAAUGAAAUCCAAAAGAGUUUAUAAGGUUAUCAAGAGAGGCAGUGAAAAUGGAAAGUAAAAGGACCAAGAACACACGCUGAGGAGGUAGCACCAGAGAAGGAGGUACUAAACGUGCAUUCAGAAAGAUAGGAUGAAAACCAGGAAAGUACCGUGUCACUGAGUGCAAGGGUUUGGUGGGUUUGAAGAGGAGGAGUUUGGUCAAUCGCAUCACAGGCAGCAGAGAUGUUUGGAAAAAUUGAGACAGCAAUGACAUUUUAGAUUUAGCUGUGAUUAAUUAAUCACUUUAAGGGCAAUUUCAGUAGAAUGGAGGGAGUGGAAGCCAUAUUGAAGAGGGUGAAAGCAAGAGUAAGUAUUGAAAACGCAUACAGCUACACAGGCAAGCCACUCAAGAACCUUUAGAAGUGAAGGGGUGAAGCAAUAUGGAACAGUUUUGGCUUUUUUCUAUUUUUAUUUUAGAUUGGAUAAGAUGAGAGGGGAUCAAGAGGGCAUGUGGUCGGGUGAGAGCAUAGUAUAAGUUUAGAGGCCUUCUCUUCAGAGACUGUAGGAAAGCAGUGGAAGAGGGAAGAGAAUGGAAGCUAAGUAUAGGAAGGAAGGAGGAAAUAGAAGAAAUUGUAUUCCUCAUUUGGUUGAUCUUGACAUUCAAAAUCACGAGCUGGGAGCUUCGUUAAUGGCAGGUUGAAGAGAGUUAAAGGUAUGCAAAAGGCAUUGCGAUCAUGAGGUGGAUAUGAGAGCUGUAAAGUACUCUUGCUUGGCAAAGGAGAGGGUGGAAGUAUAGGAAUGUAGCAUGAAUUUGUAAUUAUUAGAGUUAGUUUUAUUAGGUGCAGGCAUGUGAAGAGUGGUAGACAGGACAGAAUUGUAGUAUGAGGUAGCUUGGAAAGAGCAAGAGAAAUGAUUUGGAUCAAGGGAGCAUUACUUUCUGGUAACCAAGGUGAGCUAGAUUUAAUGUUGAGUGGAGGGGAACACUGGCAGUGCCAAAGGAGAGGAGGUGAUUGAAAGGUAGAGGUAACAUCCCCAACUGCUAAAAGCAUACGGGUGGCUAGAGAAAGAAGGUGAGAAUAGGUGUUAAAUAUAUUUGUUGGACAUUGUGUUUGGAGGCAGGAUUGGAGGUCAAACAGAUGUGUGAUAAGAUUGCAUGGGAUGAAAUAUGCUGUGAAGGAAGUAAAAGGAGAAUUACAGAUUGAGUUACUUGGUGGGGGGUGGAAGGAAAGGUAUGCUUUAAAAAAAAAGGAAAAUGAGUAAGAAUGAGAACAUCAAGGAAGGUGGUGUCAGGUAGUGUAGCAGUCUGACAGCUAGGCAGGAAUUGGUGAGAAUGAGAAGUGGGCAGUAACCAAUAUAGGAGAUUGUAAAGGUGAGGUCUGCAAAGAGACACUAGCAGCUGAUGACCAUAAUUUUGUAAUUUGGGGAGUCUAUAUUUUAAAUGGGACCUUGUGGUGAGUCUGAGAGAAAAGAGUGCUUUUAUGCCCCAUUUCCACUGAGCGGUGCGGUCUGGUACGCUAUUUUGAGUGUUUCUGUUAUGAAAGUGGCCCGUACAACCGAACCAAACCACACCAUUCCUGGGCCCCCUUCAGAAUUAGGUCCAUAGGAAUUGGUACGGUUAGGGCAGAGCUUACUGACAUCACACUAUACAACCCAUUGACUGGCGAACAGGAAAAUGUCAAUGCUCAUGACAAAUGACACACAUGCCCCCUGGUGGUCCAAAUUGCAGUGGAAACGCUCACCUGCAUAGGCUGGACCAUUCUAACCCUUCCGAACCGUAUCGACCUGAACCAUGGUGCUCAGUGGAAACGAGGCAUAACUUGUCUUGUCUGUGAGAGACCGAAACUGUGGGUGGGAAAAAAGGUUAGAUCAGUGGUUCCCAAACUUUUUAGGUUCAUGGUGCCCUUAAUAUUUCAUUAUAUUUUCAAGGCACCCCAUUAGUAAUGUUUCCCAAGUGCAAUAAUCAUAGCAUAGCACCAGGGAAACAUUCUGCGGUGCCCCUGUGUACAUGUCACACGCAGUUUUGGGAACCGCUGGGUUAAAUAGGUGCAAUUUGGAAAAGGCAUCCACUAGGAAUAAAUGGUUCAUAGAGUUCACAAGAAUCAGAUAUAGGUCUGGUGACACAGAUGCUAGCGUAAAAUAUUCUGUUUCUAAAUUCGGGCUACAGCAUAGAAUUGUAAUGAAAAAAUAUAGAACGGAUAAAAUAGCAAUAGGAAAAACAGAGAAUAGAGCUGAUAUAAGUGCGCUGGUGUGCAGCUUAAGUAUCCCAGAUGUACCUUGCAGAGAUUAAAGGGACACUCCAAAGCCCAAAUGGGGAAAAAAACAGCUCUUCGCUGUUUAGUUAAUAUACCCCAAUGAAUACGUGCAUGCAUUUAUCAUGCAGGUGUUCAUUGGGGGUAUAUCUUAAAAGAACUCAAGUAAAGCAUGCCUGCCACUUGUGUUAGCUCAGGGGAGCUAACAGAAUCAGGCUGCAAACCUCCUUGACUGGGUGUUUAAUAAAUUCUAAAAGUGCCCAUAUCUCAUAGAAAUCAGCACUUUUUAUAAAAUGUCAUUGGAAAUUAGAUACUGCUCAGCCAAGCAAGCUGUGGUGCUUUAUGGGUAAGGCAGUUUCUUCAAAUGCGGUUUGUUUGGGGAUGUAGUCUUGAUAACUAUAGGUCUUAGUUUCCUUCAGAGAAUGUGUUUUUACUUGGCUCGUGCGUGGGACAAGCAAUUGUAUGGCAAAUUUACAAUAGGGACCUUCUUCUGAGGGUUGUUGAAGGCCUAGUCUCACAUGUUUAAUAUUUUUACAUUAAAAUAGGUUGAUGGUGUAGUCUGGUCUUUAAUUUCAUUAUUUUCUGACUUUUUUCUGUUAAAGAUAUUAUUGUUUGUCUUUAAAAUGCUUAAAAAUAAUCUUGCCAAUUACCAUUCAGGAAACAAAACUCAUCUCUGUUUAUGUAUACAACCUGCCAGUGAAUGGGUUUAAUUAAUAUUCAGUGCUGUAGGCCUCAAUUCUCUUACAGUUAACUAUGUGUAACGUCAUUAUUGGCUGACUGCAGCUUUCAGUCAAAGUUACACAGCAAGCAAAUUUAACAUCCUGAUCGAGCAACCAAGAAGGGAAGGCACUUUAAAAAAAAAAAACAACUUUAAAACACAGAGUAACACACAUUGAGACAGAUGGAUCGCUGUUAUUUUCAAGUGGAUCUCAUUUAUUUACCAGUUCUACGUAGAUACCUUUAUAAAUGAUACAAAGAACACAAUAAUUAGACACACUAAUACAAAUUGAAAAGAGAAUCCUGACCAUUGGGUUCAACCACCUACAGGAUACUAUAUACAUGAAGGCUUCUGAGCUUAGAGUCUAGAGGGGAAAUGUACAUUGAGACAAAAGGCUUAUUGCUGUAGUGAGACUCGUUUGGAAAUAUACACCUGUAACUGAAUGGCAUCAGAAUGUUCUUAUUGUAAGAUUAAAAAAAAAAUGCUGCUAUGGGAUGAGAAUGAUUUGAGAGACGUUAAGGGAUAGAAUUAGGGUCUCUUGGGUUUAUGGAUAAACUUUUCUUGGUUUACAUGAGGAGUAUUGUAUCAAACAAAUUGGAUUGGUUACAGCUAAAUGGCGGUAACUAACCAAAUUUAUAUAGUGAUUCAGCUGAUUAGAACAACUAACUGAAUGGCAGCCAUAAAGAAGUGUAAAUUCUUAAGAAAUUUAACUUUUGAGUAUAGCCAGAUGGAUUUCUAACACAAACUUUCUGUAAGAGCAGACCCAUUUGGGAAACCAGGCAACAUUUAGCUGCAUUUCUAAGUUGGAGCUAGCCCUCUAGGGAGCGCUUAGCCAUACAUGGCUAUACUAGCUGCAAAGAGGCAACUGCUUGGUUCUUCGCGGCAUCCAAUCUGAGCUGAGAAAUAAAGGGCUGUCUGGCACAGCCAGAAAUUUUGUCUUGUCCGGUGAGUGCAUGAGAGGUAUAUAAAUCUUCCUAGCAACUGUCUCUAGUCUGUGGUUUGUAUUGCAUGAGAGGUCAAUUAUGAGAAUAAAAUAUCUGUGAGAUAGUAUCGGGUACGAGGGUGUGAAGCAUGUUCGUAGGAGUCAUGGAUGAGUUCCGUUUUUCUCGGGUAUUGCUACAGUUACAGGGACAGUGUCAACUGCUAGGAAACAAAUUUUAUAACAAGUAUAUCUGACAACAGGAAACAUCCAUCUCUAAAAGGGCACAGAGAUAGUGCAAACAGUAUUGAUAUUAAAGAGUACAAACAUUUAAAAAUUUGCAAAAAUCAAGACUGCACACAGAUUUAGUAACCUGUACUGUGUGGAGUCUUUUGCACUAUGAUUAAUGUAUGUGCACUUUUAAAAAACAUUUUUUUUUUAUAUAAUAUCGUUUUGGGUAACAUUGUGAUGUUUUACUUUUUUUUUUCCCUAUGUGUAACAGGAAACAUCCCUGUACUGUUUAGCCACAGUGACUUCGGGUUCGCUCUUAUUGUCAAAUUAUUCAGUUUUCCAAUUCAUGCUUAAAUACACAAAGUGCAACUGUUGGCACCAGUUUUACAUUGUAAUUGUAUUGUGUAUUAAAGGGUUACUGUAACCCUUUUUCCGUGUGUGUUAUUUUUAUUUCAUAAUUACAUUUGGACAUCACUAAUUUGUCCAUCCCCCAUGACUGCCUGCCAGGGUUUAAGCUCAAUAUGUCUGUCCCUAGCACACAGUGCGCUCUGACGACAUGCAUCAUUUUUGCACACAUUUAACAUUCGGCAGGCCGCGACACAGUUCUGGGCUAUUUCCGUCAUGUGUGCCGGUGGUGUAACUAGUGCUUCGCACAAAAGUGCAUAUUUCUCUGUAUUUACAGUUUCAAGCAGAAAUGGUGCGCGCAUACAGAUUCCUUCCCCCAUGACCACCUCUAAAAGCAGAAGUGGUCAUGGAGGGUGUAGUAACAUUUUAAUUGGGCACUACAAGUAAAAUAACAAUGUUGCAUUAUUGUAAUGAUUAUGGUGCAGAGAGUACCUUACAUCCACACUAAGUUCUGACAGUGGCUUAUUCCUUCACCUAUAAGACACCCAGAUGCCAAGCUGUCUGGGUCAGUUUUGUCCAAAGUAAGCACGCCUCAGAUGUAAGUAAGUAGGAUCUCCCCUCCCACUGUUCAGUCUUUGACUGUAAAGCUCUGCACACAAUCCUUUUUAUCACACAAGUGUGAUAACUAGGGAUAAACUGCCCAUCCCAUAAGUCCCUGUAGAUGUAAAUGAGAGGCUUUUGAUUGGCAUAACCUAUUCCUCUAUGCUGUGCAGAUACAGAUUCAUAGUAGGUAGGGUGUUUUUUUUUCUUUAAUGCAUUAAAGGGACACUAUAGUGUCAGGAAAACAGCUUGGUUUUCCUGACACUAUAGUACCCUGAGGGUUCCCCCUCCCGCAGCGCUGAAGGGGUUAAAACCCCUUCAGCUACUCACCCUUUCCCCCCGCCGGGCUCCCUUACCUCUCCUCCCCCGCCGACGUCAGCAUCCUUGUCUGACGUCACUGGCGCCAAAUGCGCAUGCGCGACACUGCCGCAUGCGCAUUCAAAGUGUCCGUAGGAAAGCAUUUUUCAAUGCUUUCCUAUGGACGCUCUGCGUGAUUUGAGGCAUAAUAUGCCUCAAUCAUUGCUGAUGCGCCUCUAGUGGCUGUCUGGAAGACAGCCAUUAGAGGCUGGCUUAACCCCAGAUGUAAACAGGCAGGGUUAACCCUAGAGGGAACUGACACCCAGACCACUUAAUUGACCUGAAGUGGUCUGGGUGACUAUAGUGUCCCUUUAAUUAUAACAUGCGUGGAGAUGUAGGAUAAUUUUUGUCUGUUGCUCACUCUUAAAAUUGCUCUUAUGCAACACUGUACUUCGCUUGCCAGAGACUACACGUUUGCUCGCCUGUUGUUUACAUAGAAUGCCGUAUAUUUGUGUUUAGGUCACUGCAGUUAUUUUUCCCAAUUUUUCCAAGGCAACAAAUUGCUGCAAUCCGUUACAUACCCAUGCACUGAAGUCUCUGAACACACAGCACUGUUGCCUGGUUUUGAAACACACCAAGGUACUGGCAAAUGUGGUUUAUGAAACAAUUUAAGCCUUACUUUCAGACCAGUGCUUCUAGCUUUCAUAUUCUAGCUCUGAUUAUAGUGUACAUAGGCUCAGCGUGCUUAGUCAGUUAGUCAUGGGAAAAAGAAAGUACACCCUCUAUGAAUUCUAUAGUUUUACAUAUCAGGACAUAACAACCAUAUGUUCCUUAGCACGUCUUAAAAUUAGGUAAAUGCAACCUAAGAUGAACAACAAUGCAUGACACCUUGUCAUGAUUUAUUUAACAAAAAUAAAGCAAAAAUGGAGAAUCCAUAUGUUAAGUACACCAUUACUGCUUCCAUAGAAAUUAAGAGGCUAAGUAGCAGACAGGUGCUGCUAAUCAAAUGCCCUUUGACCACCUGUAUAGAAGUACGUUUUAGCCGUUUGCUGGUCUGGGGCAUUCAGGUGUGUGUUAACACAAUGCAAAAAAAAGACAUCAGCAAUAAUCUUAGUGAAGCAAUUGUUUCUGUCCAUCAAACUGGGAAGUGUUAAAAGGCCAUUUCCAAACAAUUUAAAGUCCCUCAUUCUAUAUUGAGAAAGAUUAUUAAAAUGUGGGAAACACUGAAGACCGUUGCCAAUCUUCCCAGGAGUGGAUGUCUCAGCAAAUUCAACCCAAGGUCAGACCGUGUAAUGCUCAGAUAAAUUGCAAAAAAAUCCACGUGUUACAUUUCAGACUGUACAGGCCUCAGCAUGAUAAUGUUCAUGACAGUACAAUUGGAAGAAGACUGAACAAUUAUGGUUUGUUUGGUAGGGUUGCCAGAAGAAAGCCUCUUCUCUUUAAAAAGAAUAUGGCAGUACGACUUAGGUUUGUAAAGUUGCAUCUGAAUAAACCACAAGACUUCUAGAACAAUGUCUUUUGGACAGACGAGACCAAAGUGGAGAGGUUUGGCCAUAAUGCACAGUGCCAUAUUUGGCAAAAAACAAACAUUUCAGCACAAACACCUCAUAUUACCAGCACAGUGGUGGAGGGUGGUGAUUUGGGCUUGUUUUUCAGCAACAGGAUCUGUGAAACUUGCAGUUAUUGUCGCCCGUGAACUCCUCUGUAUACAAAAGUAUUGUAGAGUCAAAUGUGAGACCAUAUAUCCAACCGCUACAGCUUGACUGAAAGUAGGUAAUUCAACAGGAAAAUGACUCCAAGCACACCAGCAAAUCUACAACAGAAUGGCUGAAAAAGAAAAUAUUCAAUAUGUUGCAGUGGCCCACUCAAAGUCCAUACCUCAAUUUGAUUGAAAUGCUGUUGCGGGACCUUAAGAGAGCUGUGUAUAAACAAAUGCCAGCAAACGUCAAUGAACUGAAGCAACGUUGUAAAGAGUGGGCCCAAAAUCUUCCACAACCAUGUGAAAGACUGAUAGUCAUAGAGAAAACAAUUACUUCAAGCUAUUGCUGCUACAGAUGGUUCUACAAUAGAAACUGUCUUUGAAACUUCGUUUUUCACACAUUGCUUCUCCAUUUUGACUUUAUUUUUGUUACAUUGUGACACGGUGUAAUAUGUCAUAUGGUGGUGUUCAUCUGAGAGUGUAUUUACAUCAUUUUAAGGCGUACUAAGGAACAGAUUAUUAUGUCCUGGUAUAUAAACCAUAGAAUUUAAAGAGGGUGUACUUUAUUUUUCCCAUGACUAUACAUGUUGCAGAGUGGCAAUACGACAUGUUGAGGAAACACUGUAGCAUUAUAAAUAUCGUUGUAGUAUAUUAGUGUGUUCCUUGCUGUGUUUAGAUUACCCCACCCCCUUGUUUAUAUAUAUAUAUAUAUAUAUAUAUAUAUAUAUAUAUAUAUAUAUAUAUAUAUAUAUAUAUAUAUAUAUAUAUAUAACAAAACAAAAACUAGUGCUAGGAAUACAAAGUUGUUUCCCUCCAUUGCAGAAAGGGUUAAAAACCCCUUUAUCACUUACCUGAAUCUAGCCCGAUGUGAAUCAAUGCUUUCCUGUGGGGUUUUAGCUGACGCUGGAUGUCCUCAUGUAAAACGUGAGUAUGUCCAGCGUCAGGCGUUCAAAAUUCGCCUACCCACCUGGAAGUGCCUGGUGGCUUUCUGGUAGGCAGCCUCUAGAGGUGGAGUCAACCCUGCAAUGUAAUUAAUGCUGUUUAUCAAUAACUGCAAUAAUUACAAUUGCAGGGUUAAACUGAUUAGGGGCAUUCAGUGCAUCCAGACCACUUCAAUAAGCUGACGUUUUCUAAGUGCCUAUAGUGUCCCUUUAAAAAGAUUGAAUGUAACUCUUUGAUAAAAAUCCCAUAUUGUCUGGCAUCAUGGGAUAUAGGAUACGUGUCUGACUUACACCAAAGGCCAGAUACAACGGUAUCAAGCAAUAUUGUUCUUUGGAUUAUUUUGUAUAACAACAAUAAUGUUGUGCACAUUGGGUGGAAGCAUAGGGUUAACAUAACUUUUCUUUGUGGCAAACCAAAAUGUUUAAAAUAUAGGUUGAUUAAUUAGACUUUAUUUGCAGUUUAAAUGCAUUGGUAUAUAUUGCUUUAUUUUCCCUCUGUUCAUUACAAUAGUUUUUGUUUAUUUUUAGUUGUAGAUUUAUUAUUUUUACUAAUGACAAUUUUACAACCCUCUGUCUUUUUUGUGUUUAAAAAAAAAAAAAAAAAUUAAAAAAGGAAAUGGGCAUUUCUUGUAGGUCUAAAUCAGUGUUUGGUUCACCUGGUUUGGUGUGCAUUUUGUAGCUCACAGCUGGCCCUUUUUAUUGUUUUUUAUUGAAACUCUCUUGAGUACCCUUAUCAGUUACUCCUACUCUUGAACACAUUACUAUCUUGUUUGUCAUUGAUUUUGUGAUAAGUGCUGCCACUGGUUUCAGAGUUACUACUGCUUCAACUUUUCAUUUUUUUUUUUUAUUUUUUUUUUUUUUAAAGGGACACUAACAUCACCAAAACAACACUAGCUUAAGGAAGCAGUUUUAGUGUAUAUAGAUCAUGAUCCUGCAGUCUCACUGCUCAAACUUAGUGACUUUAGUGUCCCUUUAAACUCUGUUUUAAAUGCGGUAUUAAUCCACAUAUAUAAGCCGUCUUUUGAGUUAUCAGACAUUCUGCCGUAAUGUGUGUAACAGGGAGCAAAUGCAUCAUCCCAGCAAGAGUGUUCUUUUUAUAAUAUGCGUCGUCAAGUGAGUAAAGUUUGACAUCCCACUAUAGCCUACUGUAUCAGCGCUGGUUAGUUCUAUUUGUGACUCUAAAACAUCAGUAAAUCCAGUUUGGUAGUUCUUAAAGCACUUUACAAAUAUAUCCCUGCCCCCCCAACCUGUCAAGCAAAUCUGUCAAGCAAAUCCCAUGGGUUGAUUGACAAGGGAGCAAGUGUUACAGCAUUGUAAAUCCCAAGGAUCCUCUGAGAUAAUGGUGCUGGAGUGAGGGGCAACACAUAAGUAAUAUAACAGACACCAAAGGACAUGCCUAUAUGAUUUAUCACGGUGAUAAAUUAUAUAUAUCUAUGCCUUCUGAGGUGUUGUCUAUUAAACUGAACCUGCCAUGACAGGCUCACUUCAACGAAGACAGGAAAAAUAUGUUGGGUAGAUAGUUCAUAUUCUGCAACAAUGAAUGAGUGUUGACUGUUGGCUGUUAGUGCCCAAUAGCAUGAUGGUUAGCAUUUUAUUCACUUUAAAAAAGCUAUUUGUGCUAGUAAAUAUGAGCCACGGAAAGUAAAGUUUCUAAAUACUAAAAUUUUUGCUUUAGGUUGUUACUAAACAAUCUGCAGUGAGCUGAGAAUUGUUAAAAUAAAUAGACCUGUUCAUACUGACCUGCUGGAUUAUUAGAAUACUGUGAUCAAUGGAUUACAUGGUUUUUAUUACAUUUUGCAGUUACAAUGAGGGUAAUGUGUAAACCUGAUAACCCAGCACAUUUAGAAUUUAUGCAGCUGGUGAGUGCUUGGAUAUAGAGUUGACGAGAUUCAUGCAUGUGAUGCAUACUCGCAUAGAACACGUGUAUAGGAAUGCUCAUUAAAUUGCAAUUUGGCUGCUUCGGUGCUGGAGACUGCAGAAUGCAUUUUUGCUUAUUGCAUGAUUUGUUAUUUAGAGGGCUUCACAUACAUCCAUUUGUAACCGUUCUUGCAUGUUACACAUUUCGAGGAAGAUCUUGUAGAUCAACUUAUAAAGUUCAUAUUACAUGUUGGUUUUCUCUAAACCAGAAAUGGGAUUCAUAAGAGUUCAUAUGGUCCAUGUGUUUAUAAAUGUGCAUACACUAACUGCAACAAUAUUCUAGACUGGCUUUUAACUUCUGUGUACUUUGUUCUGAAUUCUUCAAGCUGUGAAAGAUGUGCCUCCAAUAGCGUGCAUUCGACUGUGCCAGCUGGUGCUUCGAUAUAGGAUUUGCAUUAGUAGUUUGUUUUAUUUAGUAAACCAUUGCUAGUCAUUUAGCUUUUAAUAGGUGCUGAGAAAUAAUGAAAAUAUAUUGCAUGUGGAUCUUUAUUGGAAGCAGUGUGAGUGCCAUUGGUAUGCAUAAUACUAUGAUAAUUAUUGUUAUUUAUGAAGCACCAACAAAUUCCGUAGUGCCGUACAAUAGGUGGACUAGCAAAUUGGUGUAUGUUACGAGGAAGGAUACAUUAAACGCUCACAGGUUUUCAGUUUAUGUCCUGGGGUACAAGUUGUAUUACACAACACAGUAGAGGUGCUACUUUUACGAUCUCAGACAAAUAGUAGGCUCAUUUGACCUACUCUUCAUCCAAAAACACAACCCUGUGAUACUGCAACUAGAGCGUAAACCACCCAUAAAGGAAACUAUUGUCAAAGUAAAGCACUUUAUCAUGCACUUUAUUUUAUGAAGUAUCUGCAUCUAUUGGCACGAGUCAGGAUGUGUUGGGCACCCUACAACAUCAGACUCCGCUUUUGUGUUUUGGCUCAUCGCACAAAGUAUUUUUUGAUAUUGCUUCCUUUUUACUAAGCACUGAGUUUACGAAAUUGUGAGAUACUUUUCUCAUCACCAUAUCCUUUCUUCCAAUAUUUUUUUUUUAGCUCUUACUUGGGUGAAAGUCUAACAAAGGGGAAGGGUGUUCCAUAGGAAUGGUGCAGCCCUAUAGAAGUCUUUAAGGUGAGCGUCAGAGGUAGGAGUACGAACAGAGGUUAGACGUAGGUCUCCGGCAGAGCGUAGGGGCCUAGAUGGGAAAUAUUUGUGUAAUAGUGAGGAUAAGUAGGUCGGAGCAGCAUUGUGUAGAGAUUUAUAGGGAAGUAUCAGGAUCUUAAAUUGAUCCUGAUACUUGCCUAUGUAGGGACUGACAAAGGGAGGAGGCGUGGAUACUAAUGUGACAUUUUGUGGUUUUGUUUUUCCCUUACAAUAUUGCUUGAUGGCUCUGUUUGUGAUUGUAAUUUGGUUUUCAAUUGUUAAUGAAAUAGAGAUUGAAUCACUAUUAAUUGAAUAACCAUGUUUUAUUUCCAUAUAUAUCGUUCAUGAUAUCUAGGUUACUAAUUUUAUUACCUAGUAGUAGUUAAAAAAAAAAGGGGGGACAUUCCAACCCCAAUCAAUACCCCUUAACCAAAAUGCUUAACUUAAAGGGACACUGUAGUCACUAUAACCACUUUGUCUCUUUGAAUUGGUUAUAGUGUCUGGAGUGCCCUGGCACUGUCCCUCCAUUCAGAGUUGCACCAUGUUUGUGCAGUAUGCCACAAAAUAAGAGUCCCUGGCCACCCACAGUCCGGCCCCUUCUGUAUGUGUAGCUAAAGCAGAGAUUACACACUUCCUUGUUGUCAUACCCAUUCAUACCGUCAGUUGGAGCUCUGACAGGUUAAAAGCAGUCAGCUGACACUCUCAGCCAAUCACAGCUGCCCAUUGCUGCUCAGGGUAAUACUUCCUUAUUAGCCAAAGCAGCACAGAGGGGAUGGACUGCUGGGGUCUCUUGUUUAGCAUUAAAACAUUACAACAUUAAAAACUGUUUAAUGCCGAAAGAAAUGAUGGCACCAGGGGACUCCAUACACUAUAACCAGUUUAAUCAGAUGACGCAAAUACAGUGCCUACGGUGUCCCUUUAAACCCCCAAUCCUGCUCCUCAAUAUGAAUGAUGUGCUCUUUGACUUCAAUACAACGCCUCAACAUAACUCAUGGCAGUAAUGUUCUAUGCCGUUAAUAAUGUGUUACUACUGCUCUUUGUCUAAACAUCCCAUUUCAAGCAUCAUUUAUAACAAUUUAAAGGUCUUUAGAAAACAAAAGGGAUUUAUUGAAGAUAAAAAUUUACAAGGACUACUCCUUCUAACUCUGAGGACUGAGUACGAAAAGGAAGACUUGUUCAUCACUGACUCAUACAAUUUGAAAUUUCUUAAGUUCUAUUAUGAUUAUAAAUGUUUUUCGGGAGUUUUUCUUUUGCAAACCUUUAUUUAGAAUCCGUUUAUUAGGGCAGUUGCACUGUAAGUUGAUAGGUUUAUUUCUGUUGUAAUUAUCAGAUUGCUUCUGUGCAUUUGGUAGAAAGUUGUAAUUACUUUCUGAACUUGUUUUGCUGACUACUAAACUUCCUAAAAGUAUUGCAGGUACUGUAAAAGGGUGUAUAUUCCUUUUCUACCUUUUUUUGUGUUUGUGUAUAUGGUAGACUAUACUUUAAAUUACUAUAGUUACCAGAACUACAGCUUAUUGUAUUUUUUUUUGGUGAGUAUAAUCAUUACCUUUAGACUUUUUGCCGUAAACACUGUUUUUUUGUUGUUGUUUUUUUCUCAGAGAAAAGGCAGUGUUUACAUUACAGCCUACAUUACAUUACAGUGUGUACUGUCCUGCUAGAGGUGCUUCCUGGGACAGUGCUGCACACUGUGCAGCACUGCCAUUCAGUGUCUCCACCCUCUGCAUGGAGACACUGAACUUUCCUCAUAGAGAUGCAAUGAUUCAAUACAUCUCUAUGAGGAGAUGCUGAUUAGCCAGGGCUGUGUUGGCUUAUGCUGACUGCCCUUGAUGUGCCUUAACAAUUUAAGCCAAUCCAGUGUUUAUCUAAAGGAAAGCAUUGGGAUUGGCUCAGAUCAUAACUUGUGAAAAAGUCAGCAAAGCAGGCAGAUCAAGGGCAGAGCCAGCAGCUGCAGCAGACUGGAAUAAAAGUAAGAUGUUACUAUAUUUAUGGGGCCAGGGGAGCUUGAUGGUGUUUUUUUAACACAAUAGGGACAGAAAUACAUGUUUGUGUUUCUUUAAAAAAAUAAAUAGCUUGAUGAUACUAGGUUAACAUGUCUGCAUCUUGCUUUUUUGGGGGUAGGGGGAUUUUUUUUUCUACUUUAUUUGUCCUGUAAAGUGUAAUACUCACGUGUUGUUAGGGACUGGUCAGACCUGUGUUAUAACGGAUAUAACUUUCACCAAGUUGUUUGGUGUGAUGUAUAAUUUACUGACUCUACAGCCUUUUAUGUUCUACUUUGUUUUGUUCUGUUUGUACGAUUGAUUGCCAUUGUCAUGUAACAUCAACCAAAUGAGAGAAAAGCAUUCUCAAUAGAAAAUCAAAUAUAGAGUAAAUAAAAAAAAUAAAUAACAGGCAGUAAUACAUGCAGUCGAAAUUUUUUUUUUUUUGAAUGUCUAUCACUGUUUUUCCCAUGGCUUGCCCCUCCUCUUGAAUAUCUUCAGUCUGUACUGCCUUUUGCUUCUGUCAAUGGAAUAAGUUAUAUUGAGUGAAACCGAACAGGAAAUGGGGGAGGUAUUAGCACAAGAUCCAUUUAAUCCUCCUUGUUAGCUACAUUAUAGGUCCAGCAAGUUCUAUAUUAACAAUUUGAGUGCUAUAGCUCUGGGCAGGUAUUACAAAUGUCAUGUUGGAAUACAGCCAUGCAGUUCAUGAGGUCUUAAAUAUUAGCUACACUCUAUCGGACAGUAACGUGAAAGAGGCCGUGCUUCAUUUACAGUUUUGUCCCUUCAGCAUGGACAAGGUGUGCAUGGGAGUUGUAGCUCUGUGUAAUGCCACUUAAAUAAUUCUGACAAACCUUAAAGGAGGAGGCCUAUGAUGUCGGAUUCAAACUCCUAUCAUUCCUAUAUAAGUGUGGUGUUAAAGGAGUUUGCUGUGGUUGUGUACCCAGUUUUAACAAAGACAGACUGGAUAUAUGGCUGAUGAAAUGAACUCUAUUUAAAUAAUCCAAGGAAUAUCCGUCCCUUUUCACUUUAUUAUAGAAAAUUUCAACCUUGCAUUCACACGUUUCAGUUGAAUCUUGUUUUGAGUGUGCAUGUGUCUUUUCCUUUUGUAUAAAUUAUUUUGGUCAAUACAUUUUUUGUCAUGAUGGAUAUAUACUAUGAAUGGAAGCAGAACUACAUGUAUGCUUGGAAGGACUCUAAAAGCCAAGAAUUUAGCAUUUAGAGCAUGCAUGACCAUAUAUGGUAGAAUCGGGGUUCUUUUCAGCUGUUCAUUAACCCAGUAGUUGCAUGUGUGCUGUCUUGGAUACUUGGUAGAAUUUUUAUAUUUUAUUUUAUGUAAUUAUUUUUUCCCCAGAGCGUCUCACUACCUUUUUUUUCACAGUAGUGCAUUUAAAUUAUCUUGAAAAUCUCAUCUCCCACGGCCCGUGAUGGUCCUUCUUAUGAUUUUAACAAAAUUGUCUUGUUAACAGUGCCUUAUGUGAGUUCAGACAGUCUGUGGCCGUUUACUAUUUAUAUAAAUAUAUUUUCUUCUCUGUAUUUUGCAAGAUCCGUGUCCCUCCUGUGAUUUUACUGAAACCCGUAGCUGACUUGGAUCCUUUCCUUUGCCCUUUUUCUACAGGAGUACUGCGGAGUCUGCACGUAUGGAUAGUGUCACAUGUGCAUGCAUACUGAUUUCUUAUAGGGAACAAUGGAAUUCCACUAGAAAAUGCAGUGUAGCGCUGAGCAACAAUAUCUGUAAAUGAGAUGGGAAAUACAUGUGUAAGUAAAUGGACAAUGCUAACAGGCUCCAAUUGCUCACUCUUCCCAUAGAUUUUUUUUAAGGGUUAUUUAAUAAAGUGAGAAUUGUUGGGAAUUCAAGUGAACGGGCUGCAGUUGUUAUGGUGCUUUGAGUGGUGUUCCUUUCAGAAUUGGCCUUGUAGUGUGUGUGUGUGUGUGUGUGUGUAUAUAUAUUUUGUUAUAUCUGUGUCUAUUCACAUAAAGCUCAUUCUAUCUACCCUUGAUAUGUUGUCCAUUCCCGAGCACCGGAUUUUAUUGUUGACAAAAGAUUAGUUUUGAGUCUGGGAUGAUGUAGGGGGAUAAUUAGUAUGCAUUACUCACUGUUUCUGGGUGUGUUUCUCUAACAUUUAGAAAAACAUUGACACGACUUUUAUCCACAUACACUGUCUGAUAUACGUUCUAUUUCUUGGCUGCAUAAUCUGUAGUUCGAGAUAGCAAAUUAUGUUAAUGCAUGCUUGUGUAUAUUACUGUAAAGCUUGUGUGAAGUGAGCCACAGCACAGAAAAGCAUAAGGAGACAUUUCAAGCACCUUAGCUUAUGGUUCCAUUUUGUUUUACAUGUAAAAAGCUCCAUUGUUAAUUAUGUAAAGCCCACCACUAAAAUAUGUCACAACCUGUACAUUUUGAAUAGGUGAAGCAGACCAGCCGCACUAAAUAAACCCUGCUUAACAAAACAUUGUUUUUGGUUUGUUUGAUUUUUUUUUUUUCUCUCUUCGGUGUCUUUCUCCCUCAUUGCAGGGGAGAGAGAUGUCUGAGGACAGGCUAAGCAUUGGGCAGCAAGGUGGAUGUCAGUGCCCCCAUUGGUUGUCUGUUGUCGGCAUGCUAUACAUUCUAACGGUUGCCCAAUAUGCACAGAAUUAACAGUAGCCAGCAUGGCACCUUACUGGAGUGGAUAACAAUGCUACCGGAAAUGGAGUUUCACCUCUGGCAGUAAAGUGUAUUUUCUCUGUGUUUAGCAUUUCAAGCACCAUGGCCACUUCAAAUCAGUGAAGUUGAGUCCUUUCAUAUUUCUCACAACUGGGAACAGUCUGAAUUCUUUACAUUUGAAGUCUAAGGGUCUUUUACAUGGGAUUAAAUGACAGAUGUCUUAAAAAUACAUGCCAUUCCGGACCCGUACAAAAUUGUAUCAGUCUUUUUAAAUAAUGUUGUACUGUCUAGCUACAGAUGUAUACAAAUACAGUUUUAUGUUCAAAUAGUGCUUUGUUAAUUUUCUAAGUGAAAAUAAGUUAAAACAACAUCUACACAUAUCGAUAAGCUAAAGAUGUUACUGAACUACCUCCACUUGUACGUGGAUAAUCAAUACAUUGUGUACAAUAACUGAAUGUGAUGCAUGCAUGUACCAUGAACAAUACCCCCCUACUUUCUUUCUGUACCCCCAUCCCGACAAUGUACUCUAUCUAAAAUUCAAAAUAAAGAAUUUAUAAAAAAAAAAAAAACAUCUACAGUGAACUAAUAUACAUUUGAAAAUGUCUCAACAUGUUGAUAGUUAUUUUUUAACCAAACUUAAAGGGACACUAUAGCCACCAGAACAACAGCUUAAUGUAGAUGUUCUGGUGAAUGUCGUCAGUCCUUGCAGGCAUUUUAAUGUAAACACUGCCUAAUGUGUUUACAUUACAGCCUAGGAACACCUCUAGUGGCUACUAGAGGUGCUUCCUGGGUCAGUGCUGCAGAAAUGGCGCUCAGCAUCCCCACGCUCUGCGUGGAAGCAUAGAACUUUUCUCAAAAAUAUGCAUCUCUAUGAGCAGAUGCUAAUUGGCCAAGGCAGCGUUUGGCUCCUCACCCCACCUCUUUGGCUGAGACUAUCAAAAUUGACAAUCUCAGCCAAUCCAUUGCUUUUCUAUGGUAAAGCAUUGUGAUUGGCUUGGAUCAUCAAUUCUGAUGUCAGCCAAGGAGGCGGAUCAGGGCUGAGCCAAUGCUGGCAGACCUGCGCAGUGCUGGAAAGAAGUUGAGUUUUUACUACAUUUAAGGGGGACCAGGGGACCUAAAUAGUGUUUUAAACAUUAUAGGUUCUGGAAAAUGUUUGUGUUCCUGACCCUAAUGUGUUCCUUGAAAAAAUAUAUAUAUACACACACACACACACUUUGGUGUGGGUGCCCCUUGAGCCAUGGGAUUUCCUGCAUUACCUCCCUCCCCCAUCGCAGCUACUCUUCUUUUGUUUCAUCUCCUAUUUCUCUCGUCUCUUUCGCUGUCCUUUUGCUAUUUCUAUGUCUUCUCUUUACCUCUCUUUCUUUCCUCUUCAAAGUAUGUACCCUUUUGAAUAUUUUCAUCACAUGGUGGAGGUGCAUGUUCAAUGUAUACCUUGAUAUGUUUAUUCCAGCUGUUCCUUGUAAUACUCCUUAUACUUGCAUAAGGGAAUUCGUAAUUCGGAAGGUUAUAUGAACAUCUAAUAUUUAACUAUGAUCUUAUGUGCUUUUUGCAAGCGUGCAGCACACCUUUCUUACAAAGGAUUUUCUGGUUAAAACCGAUAAUCGGUCGAUCCCUAUUGGGCACCACCCUUUCAGUUGAUCCACUGAUCUGUAAUAUGUGUAAGGUUACAUAAAUGUGUGUGUCAACUCGUAGGGCUAGGUCAUAUUCAUAGUCUUGUAAGCUUAAAGAAUUCUGACUCUUGUAACUUCUUAUACAGGGUUAUCCACUGAAGUGAGAAUCGUUAGGUAGUCAAAUUUAAUUUAAAAUGUAAUGCAAAAAUAGCCAAAUUGGAAGAAUAGCUGAGCAUGUUUCCAGUUUGGCCAUGUUAGUCUUACAUUUAAGAUUUAAUUUGAAUUCUUCACAAUUCACUACUUUCAUGAAUAAUCCUUACUGGUAAUAUUACACUCAACUACUAUUGGAUACUCAAAGCAGCUAAGAUAAUUCACUCUUCAAAGCAGAGGAAUGUUAUUAUUGAAAGCUGAAACCUUACUGUUUGCAGUUUCCAAUGUUCAAAAUAUUAAGAUAUAGAAGUUGAGAGGAUCUGUUCAAAUCAAGCCAAGACCUUGAAAUUAUUAUUUUUUUAAAUCUCCAAUAAAACUGAUUGUAGGCUCGCCGAGAGAUCACAAUUCCACAUAUCUCAAGGACUUGCACGAAGAUUUAGUUUGCCUUGGAGCCAUUAUAAAGCAAUGAGAACUUUGCCUGUGACAAUGCCUCCAGUGUCCCUUUAAGUUACAAAUAAACCUGUGUUGCUAUAGCGCCAUCAUCCCAUGAUGCUGCUGGCUCAUACAUGACUACAAGAAGAGUUUGGGGGCUGCGAUUGGUGCGAAAGGUAGUGUUCCUACUUACUGAAUAACAUGAUGACCAAGUGUUGGCACAUAUUAUAUUCUAAUCUGUUAAAUUACGAAAAUUAGUAAAAAGUUGUGUUUAUUUGUUUCACUUCACAAAACAUGUUAUGUCGGAGUGGCCAAAUGCUUGCAUACAAUGCAUCUAUCUAGCUAUCUAUCUCACCAGCUUUCUAUGUCUCUAUGGAUUUAGAAACGUCCACCGUUCUGUUGGCCGAGUUGCUUUCUUUGACUUCACCCCAGUAUUAUUAGUAUUAUUAUUGCCAUUUAUACAGCACCAACAGAUUCCGUAGCGCUUUACAAUAUUAUGAGAGGGGGAUUUAACUAUAACUAGGAUAAUUACAAGAAAACUUACAGGAACGAAAGGUUGAUGAGCUUACAGUCUACAGUAAACUCUAUUGAAAUGUUUACAUGGGUGAGGUGUACAGUGUUGAUAAGUGAACCGCAGUUAACUGCAGCAAUGGGUGACUGACACCAGGCAUAUUUUUCCAUGACUCUGUGUGCGUUCAUGAGCGUUUAAAUGUCACAUACACAGGAUUGAUAAAUCAGACUGAGCAUUUAGUGCUUCAGUAGACUCUGGACACAUGCUUAUUAAGAGCAAAAAAAGGCAGUUAUGUUGACCAAUAGCUGCCUCUUUUCUUUUAAUGUAUUAAUCAAACAGCAGGUUGUUAGUAAAUGUAACAACUAUAAAUAUAUUUACAAACUGCAACUAAUUUUGGAAAGUUAGCUGAUUGCACAUUAACAAAAAGUGUUUUAGCGACCUGUUAUGGGGAAGUGGUCAGUAUUGUGCAUGUUUUCAUUUACUAUUGCAGAAGCACAUUGAUAUUUACUCCAUUCAUUUUGUCAGUCAAAGAACAAAUAAAGGUAUUGUAGUCAGAAUGUUCAUUAAUGACAGCCUCCACUAUUUAUUUGUAUCUUCAGUUGUCAUCCACUACGUACUUUACCCCAUUUAGAGUACUCCGACAUAUAAAUCAGAUCGUAUCUGCAUUGUCCUGAUCACACUAAUGGACACUGUGUAGAAUAUACUAUCUGAGGAUUUCCUGUGUUCAAAAAAAGGGAACUUAAAGGAACUCUAUAGGGUCAGGAACACAAACAUGUAUUCCUGACCCUAGAGUGUUAAAACAACCAUUUAGGUGGCUUGCCCCCUUAAAGGUAAUAAAACGUUCCUUAUUUCCAGCGCAGCGUGAGUCCGCUGGUGCUGGCCCUGCCCCUGCCCCGCAUCCUCGCUGACAUCAGAAUUAUUUCAGCCAAUCCAAUGCUUUCCCAUGGGACGACAAGGGAUGGGGGCAGGGCCAAAUGCUGGCUUGGCCAAUCAGCCCCUCCUCAUAGAGAUGUAUUGAAUCAAUCAAAAUUCAACGGCUUCAUGAAUGGCAGUGGAACCCCAACCCAGGAAGCAUCUCCAGUGGCCAUCUGAUCUUGACAAAGGGUGGAGCUUAAGGCAAGCUAUCUUGACAAAGAAAGUGAAUUGAUUACUCCACCCUUAUGUAACUGAUUAUUCGUUGUUGUUGGUUUUUUGUUUUUGUUUUUUCAACAAGGCAUGGUAUUAGCUUGACAAAGACUAGGUAACUGGUCAAAACACCAGCCUCACAGUGGCUCCUUCUACCUGUAUGAGGAGCAUAAUAGGACGCAGAAUGACUGUCAUUAAUGUGUGUGUAGAAUAUUGCAUAUUCUAUGUUUCUAUUUAUUAUAUAUGGACAUGUGGAUUGACAUAAGUAACAGAUGGUCUAAGCCACAUGGCUUUCUUUGUAUGAGAGCUCUGGAAUGUAAGUUGGGGGUUUUGUCCUUAUAUGGCUAGAGUUAUAGUCUGACGUCAUUAUGGUCAUAUCUAUGUAGUAACUGAACAUGAGGUCUCUUGCUCUCUUUCCUGUACAACAAUGUAACUCUCCCUUCAGGAGUCCAGCAAUUACCACCUGCUGUUGAAAUCCAUUAUCCUGUAACAUCCUUUGUUGUGUUUUUUUUUUUUUUUAUGUAUCAGUAACUAAAAAUAAACCUGAAGAAACCGUAAGUCAGAUUGCAUAUUAGUACUUUUAAUUAAUAUAGACAUAUAUUAAUGUCGCAAGCAUUUGGCCCAAGAAUAUAUAUACAAAAGACAUAUAUAUAUAUUAAUCAACUGAAGACAAGAAGAAAUUAAGAAGAUUUAACAUUGACGAUCCAGCCAGAUUUUACAGUGUCUGUUUAUUUAUUAAAUUCUUUAUUUUAUUUGUGCAUAGCGUGAACAAUCAUGUUUGCACUGCCACGAUAGCUGGUGCAAGCAAGUACGGAGACAUACAAUAACAUAGGUAUGGCAUUGAAAUACAUGGCACAGUUUUUUUUUUAUAUAUAUAUUCAAGAUAGGAAACAUGUUUGAAGUUAAGAUUGACAGAUGCCACAACAGAUUAAGGUUAGACAGUGGCAUAUGAGAGUGCACAUUUUAUAGCAUUAUAACAAGCUUGGUUAGAUAGUGAAACCGAUGGAUGAACAUAAAACAAAAUAAGGUAAAAUAGUUAACGCUUAACAAAGCUUGAGUAGCAAUGCCUACAUAGAUGUAGUGCGGCAUUGCAAUUCACAGUGUGUCUGUAGUUGGCUUGCGUAUGCAGGUGUGCUGCUCUAGUGUAGGCUGUUAUGCUGUAACAAGCUAUCAAGUAAAGGUUAAGUCAGCUUGUAAGUUAGUGUUAUAGUAAUGUGCCCAUUGUAAAGGUUGCGCUUUGUGGAAUGUUUCAUAAGUAUUUGGCCGCUGAUAGUUACGGAUCUAGUUCACUGACUUAACAUGAGUAGAUCAAAUAAGGUAGCUAAAACCAGGUGGAGCUGCUUGAAUAUUAAUUAUAUGCUGAGGUACAUGCUAGAUAAGAUUCACUUGCAAUCGUUUGCAACUUCUCGUCCCGGGAGAAGUUUGGCCCGGGUUGGAGUGUCGGUAAGAAUGUUUAUUUGGCUUGUUGGUCCGGAGCUCCUUGGCCAUGCGACUGUUCGCUUCAGACGCUAGGCUCCGCCCCAGUGUCUGUUUAUUUUUUACUUCAUUUUGAUACCUUGAUAUGAACUUAUCAAAUUUAUCCUGACUGGUUUAUCCGACAAGGAAAAUUUGCCUUAGUUAUUAAGUUCACAUACUCUCAGGAUUUGAAGGAUGUUAUGAUAGAUUUGGAAAGGAAAGUUGAUAGAUUUGUAUUGUAUCACAUGUUACCAUUUUUGUGUAAAAAUAAGUAAAAUACAAUUAUUUGUAUAUAUUUAAGUAGAGUGAUUAAUAAAACAUCUGCAUUGUAUGACACCUUAUCGAUUUUAUUAAUGUAUUGUUUUGGUGAGUAUAAUCAUGAGGUUACUGUAAUAUUGUUUUAUAAUUGUAUUGUUAUGACCUUGUAUAUGGUGACAUUUUUUCCCCUGAAUUCUUACGUCAAUAAAUAUUUGUUAAAACCUAGGGAACAUUAUUAUGGGUACAGUGCAUUGAACUAAUUGUGGAAGCAUUUUAAGUAGCAGGAUUGACUGAGAAAUUUUUACAAAUCUUACGAUCUCAUUUUGAGAUUGCAAACUUUGCGAGGUGCAAGGCACAUUCCACUUGAAAAUGCCACUUCUGUAAAAUAAAAAAUAACCUCAGUGCCCUUGCAGUAAGUGCAGUAAUUUAUGAAUAAAUGUCCGCACAGAGGUAGCGAACGAGUGACACAGCAAACCAGUAAUUGCUGCAGACGUUUUAAGAGCCCCAGGGCUUUUUAUUAUCCCAGUGCUGGAUUUUGUUGAGCAAAAUAGUUUUUAACUUGCAGCAAUUAUGUGGAUUAAAUCAUUGGGGAUACAGUCUUGUAUUCAUUGCUGUUUUUGUUGUGGGUUAGCAGCAGGUACGUUUUGAUUGAACCGCCCGGAACAUUAAAGGUAUGUUCUGUGCGAAGUAUUGAUUUCGUAAGUACCCGGUAUUUUAACUAAGAUACAUAAAGCAGCAUCAUAUUACCUGUGAGUUAUGUGAUUAUUGCAGCAGCUUAGUUAAAAGUACAUUGUCAUUUCAAAAAGUGCUUUCAAUCCAGAUUUUCUGAAAGGCAUAUGCCAUGCAUUCUUCUUUGCCCAUUUUCUUAAUAAUUAAAGUGAUUUGGUGGCAAACAUCGCAGUGUAUGGUUUUCAGCACCAUCAAAUGUUGCUUAUGUUUCCUUACCAAAAUGACAAACAUUUAUUAGUUCUGUCUGCCAUCACGAAGCGCCUUUAUGCAUGAAUUAUAUAUGAAUAUAUUUUGCUCAAAAGGUUGACCUAUCCUCCUAUCUCUGAUAAGUUUCAUGUUUUUUUUUUCUUAACGUAAAGCAGUUGUCAUUUUUUUUUUCUUUCUAAUUAAGUCUCAGAAAUGCUGAAUCAAUAUGUGGGCUUCCAAAACUUAAAGGAAAGCUGAUGUGUGAAAUGUUUUUGGUUUAGUGACACUGCUGACAUCACCAUAGAAGUUGCAUAAAGCAGUAUUUCUUUCUUUUAAUUUUUUUAUUUUAAUUUAAAUCGCUACCUUUCCGGUUUAAAGCAUUAAAGUGUAUAUUUGUGUCUCCUCAUUGGAGGUUCUCUGAUGUACGUACCCCAAAGUUAGUGUUUUACACAGACGAUCAUUGAGUAAGUUUAACGUAUGGGGUCAGUCUCCUGGGGGCCCUGACCUAUGUCAGAAGUCAUGAGCAGUAUGACACUAAAUCAGGGGCCUAAAUCAAAAAGGGCUGUGCACAUGUAUAGUCUCCGAGGCAGAUUUAUCAGCUAAGUUCCAUCACUGUUUUGCUAGCAGCUAUCCAAUGUUUGCCCUAAACCUUUUAACCAUACCCAAACCUUUUUGAUUUACUUUGUGGGAAGAGUUUGGUGAUUCCUGGGUUGGCAGCGCAGUUUUGAAAUAUUAUGUGGGCCUAUUUUUUUUCUAUUAAACCAGGAAAUACAACACAAAGACACUUUAGGCAAACACUACAAAAAACUGUGGUUGUAUUUUGCAGUCACAGGGACAUUCUAAGCAACAAUACAUGUUGCAGUUUUUUGUUCGGCUGGGUGGUCAAUAGCAGUUGGUAGAAUUUGGCCAGAAGCAUGCAGAGUUGUUGUCAUGACUGCUCUUAAAAUGCAGUCAUUAUCCUAAAGUAGACAAAUUGUUUAACCUUAUUUUAUCUGCCUUAUAUAUGAUAUUGAACGAAUAGGGCGUGUAAAAUGUGUUGAGUGUGUUUCAGUACAAAGCUGGUGGUUUAUUCUCCCCCUUCAAAUGAUCUGCUUGAUAACAGCAGACUAGUAAUACUGAUUAGUCUAAGGAAACAUUCCGCUAAACCAUCUUGCUAUUAUAAUAUAGCUUCAGGAGGAAACAGAUAACAUGCAUGCAAAGAUGAAGGGUGUGUGUAUGUAUGUAUAUAUAUUCUCCAAGAGGGCUGCACUCACUUGAACAUGCAAACGUUAUAAAGUGCUGCUGGGUCCAAUUAUAGGACUUGCCAAAUAUGGGGUAAUUGGCAUUGGGCCAGGCUUAUGCAAUGUAUGAUUAUAUACUGUAAUUAAACCCCCAUUAUUUUUGCCUAGAUUAGCCAGCUUAGGUGUUUUUUUUUUGUUUGUUUGUUUAUUUUAUUUUUUUUUAAAUCUAUGGCAUUCUAAUUCUUCUUACACACAUACAUAAACACACCUAAAAAAGAGCGGACUCACAGGUCUCGCUUACACAAUAUAUAACCAAUCAACUUUUUAGUCCUGUAACUGACUUUUCUCAAGCUGAGGAAUAUUGCUUAGAGUUAAAGUGGAAAACAAACAAGAGGCUGCAUCCAAACUAGGCCAGUAAGGGAGAAAUAGAAAGUUUUGAGUAAACCACUGAAACUUGUAUUAACAAGAGAAAGGUAUAAAAGUGUACAGAGUAGCAGAUAUAACUGUAUGUUGUAUCAAAUAACUAAUUGUAGCAAAUGAAAGGGCCACUGUAGUUACCAAAAUAACUGAAGCUGUUUUGUUGUAUAGAUCAUGUCCUUGCAGUAUCACUGCUUAACCCCUUAGGGACACAUGACAUGUGUGACAUGUUAUGAUUCCCUUUUAUUCCAGAUGUUUGGUCCUUAAGGGGUUAAAGGACCACUAUAGGCACCCAGAGCACUUCAGCUUAAUGAAGUCGUCUGGGUGCCAGGUCCAUCUAGGAUUAACCCUUUCUGCUGUAAACAUAGCAGUUUCAGAGAGACUGCUAUGUUUACAAAUGAGUUAAUCCAGCCUCUAGUUGCCAGCCGCUAGAGGCGCUUCCGUGAUCACAGUAAGACGCCAGCGUCCAUAGGAAAGCAUUGAGAAUGCUUUCCUAUGAGACUGGCUGAAUGCGCGCGCGGCUCUUGCCGCGCAUGCGCAUUCAGCUGAUGACGAGAAAGGAGGAGGAGGAGAGUCCAAAAGGUAAGGUAAUUAACCCCUUCCUCACCCUAGAGCCCAGUGGGAGGAGGGGCCCUGAAGGUGAGGGGGACCCAAGGACCCUAUAGAGCCAGGAAAACUAAUGUUUUCCUGGCACUAUAGCGGUCAUUUAACUUUCUGCCAUUUAGGUCUUAAAUGACAUUGUUUAUGCAGCCCUAGUCACACCACCCUGAAUGUGACUUGCACAGCCUUCCUCAAGCACUGUCUGAUAUGUGAUGGCAGCAUGUAUCCAAUUGGAACGGGCACAUGAAUUGUAAGGGUAAUUAGGCUCAGGCAUGUCUGCUGUGCCAGUCAUAAUAUUACAAUUAAAUUAAAACUAUAGUGUUAGGAAUACAAAACUAAAUUCCCAACACUAUAGUGCACUCUGCACUCCCCCAAGGCAAAUAAGGGUUAAAAACUCUUUUUACACUUACCCGAUACCAGCGCAGAUGUCCCUUGGCACUAGGUCAGGCACCUCCACCGACAUCAGCCGAUGGGUUGACCAAAUACAUGGCAAGCGCCGCACACAUAGGAAAGCAUUGCAAGUGGUCUGGGUGCCUAUAGUGCCAAUUUAAACAAUUGUAGUAUGAGAUUUCAACAUAAAAGUUAAGUUGUCUAAAUAUUUCCGUGUGUCAGUCAAUCAAGAGCAUUGAAAUCUGGGUGCUUACUUUUAUCCCAUAAACUACAUCAGCAUGGGUUUAUGGAGUAUAUAGUUCAGCCCUCAGCAGCAGUUUUAUUCAUUAGAUUUGAUAGGUGCAGCUGCUGUGUGUUUAAAUAGCUGCUCGUAGAACCUAUAGACACCCUCAUUCUAGUUUUGUGAAUGGGUGGUGCACUGCUUUUACUUGUGCAACAGACCUGGGAUGUUCACAGUGGCGGAUUGCACUCUCCAAGAGUCUGAAUGGAAGUGUGGUUCGUAACUGCAGUAGCCUACCCAAUAGGUACAUGGUACACAUAGUUUGAUAGCCAAAGAAAAAGGGGGCAAUCUUAUAUCUGCAUCAGUUUUUCCAAACAGGGGGACUUAAACAUGGCUGUGCAAAAGGGGCACUAAGCAGGGUUAUUAGUAAAAGUGAAAAUUGUUUGUUUUGAACUUAAAAAUAUUUUCACGUUUUGGGACAAAAUAGACCAACUGAAAUCGGAGCUUACUUAGAGAGACUUUUCCCAAAUCGAGUAUUUUGAUCUGAUAUUUAAAAUGCUUUAGUGAAUAACCCUUUAAAGAGUUUAACAUUGGAGUAUGUAUAUCCUUUAAAGAGGCAAAGGUAUAGAAAAGGAUAUUUUUGUAAGUCUAAUGUAGGUUGUUUGUCAUGUGGACCAUGCUCGAGAAACAAAUUUUAUUUUUUAUUACAAUUGCUAAUUUUAUUGCUAUAUGUUGCCCUAAAGAGUUACCUUUUCCCUCAUGAGUGGACCAUAUGUUUCUUGGAUACUGUGUGAUGUGUUAAUAGAGACCAAUAAAGUAAAGCUUUUUCAUCAGUACCAACUGGUGUUUAUCAGAGCGUCCUAUCUACCACAGCAGGCGUUGCUGAUUCAAUUUAGGUUGUGCAAUGACUAUGUGGAGAUGAGAAAGAAAACCUGGCAACAAGAAUCUUCAGAUAAUUCAUCACAAAAUUGCUAGUUUAUAUUUUUCAAAGCAUUGUUAUAUAAUAAGACAAAGAUAAACUGCAUUUAACCCUUAAAGCAGUUCAGCAAGCAGAAGUGUCUUUAGGGAAUUGGAGUGUUCCCUUUAAGCAGUGUGUGGUAGGUGAGCAAUAUUUUCUUAGAUUGAAGUGUUUGAGGUGAGGUGGGCAGAGAAGGAGAAUGUAAACAAAUUUACCCUGUUGAAAUGUUCUGUUAACUGGUGCCAUUAUUAUUUUUAGCCAGCCAUUUUCCAAUUAUUCCCUUCUUAAGCAUAUGUGUUCAAAGAGACUUAGUGGGCACUUUACAUUUGCAUCAAAUAUAUCGGUACCCCUGGCAUGACUAGCCCUUCCCCAAGAUCAUGAUGUUUAUAAAUUUAAAACUGAUUAGAGUUCACAAGUUCCUUGUACUGUGCAUUUACAGAUGUGAUCAGUAGCUAGAUUUAUGGGAAUGCUCAAAGUACCAUAACUGCCAAAAAAAAAAAGUUGUCAACGAUUUGACAACUUACAGCUAGCUGACAAUCACCUCCCCAAAGAGAGCCAUAAACUCUGUUCUUAGCAGGCCCGGAGAUGCAGGGCUUAGUUGAUUAGCCAAAAGUGAUUAAUUGAUGCUGUCAGCCAAUGAGCUGACCCUGCAUGGGCAGUGUUCCUUUAAAUAGAGGUGGUCAUCUUGCAGAACCUUUUAGUUUUGCAUGUCAGGUGAGCUGACAAUCAAUUUGUGAUUUGAAGGUGAUCUCCUAGCUUUCCAUUUUACUGGAAACGUGAAAUGGUUGUUAGAACUCUCUGAUGUUGUUCUGUGCUAAAUAUUCCUGAGAUGCGCUGGACAUAAGUAUUUUUUGUUUUCUUAUAAUGGUAAAAGAAUAGAUUUAAAAAUAUAUAGACAGUUUAUACAAUCUUAUGAUAGUGUAUAGAAUAUUUCUGAUGGUAGGGCCACUUUAACUCCUUUGAAUCUUGAGGCUGUAUCAAUGAGAUCUUACUUCUUCUAAAUAGACCUCUCUGUUUGUUUAUAGUUAAGGAAGUCUUUGGAAAUGUUAGGUGUGAAUGGGUGUUGUCAAAUACAGUUGAUACUGAGCUAGUAACAUAAGUCUGCCUAGAGUCUACUUAAAAUAGCAUAACAAACCUGAGUCCUUUUGUAGGAUUAUUUCCAUUUUAUCCGGACAUGGCACUGAAAUAAAAAUGUCAUAUUAUUGUCCAGGAAUGACUGUGAAUUCAGUAUGUUUUCCCCAAAGAAUAAAUAGAGUAAGAUUAGGCUUGUUUACAUAACCUGAAUAAAAUCUUUAUAUAUUAUACAUUCGUGAGAAAAAGGUUCACAUAUGUUCACCUGUUAAAAGAUAAGUUUGGUCACCAUAAUCAAUCCAAAUGAAGUUGUUAUAGUACAAGGAGGUCCCUGGCACUGACUUACCUUUCGGGGUUAAACUGUUCACGAACACUUUAACCCAAAGUUGUUCCCUGUGCCUGGACUCUCUGCCCCACUUUCCUUCUGCUUCCAUGCUAUCAUGCAGUUCUUAACUUUCAAGUCAAAUGAUGGCAUGAAACUAGCAGGGCUAGAUCCCCUGCUGGUACUUGGAGAUGCACUUAUCACUCAAUACGGCAUGUUUCUAUUGGACAUACUCAAAGUGCUCUGUGCACAGCCUCUAAGUCAGAGGCGAAGUGUUUCCUGAGAGAAUGAUUUCAGUUCUGCUUCUGCCCUGGGCUGUGUAUGUGAAUCCCUCUGCUGAUAACAGAGAGAAUCCUUCUGAUUUCAGAUAGGUUUUUUUUUUGUUUGUUUGUUUUUUUUUGUUUUUGUUUUUUUUUAACUUCUAUUUUUAGUCUUUGAUACCUGGUUGUCAUAGUGUAGGAAGAGCAGACCUUGCAAUCUAUUUUAGCCCCCAAGGUACUUACAAAAGUAUGUGAUAUAACUGAAUGAAUGGCCAAGCACACACAUGGUCAUACUCUCUUCAGAUGCUAGAGAGUACAUAAACAUACUGAGCAUGUGAAGCUAUGAUGUUCCCUGGAGUCAGAAGUAAUGCCGAAGCCUUUACUUACCUCCGCCACAAUUGUCAUUGCAUUAAGCCCUUCAAAAGCAUUUACUGGUGUGAGGUAAUAAGGAACUAUGGCUUGCGGAAGUGACCGUUCCACUUUCAGUGGUGAGCAGGUCAUUUUACCUGCUUUAGCUGUGUGAGUGAGAUUUCUUAGUGUGUGUAUAUUUAACCCUUUCCCAACAUUAGGGCGUGCUGUGCCAUCCUACAAAAUGAGGGAUUUGAAGCAGUUAGGGCGGCAUAGCAUGUCUUAACCAUCGGGCCCCCUCUCUUGUACUUGUGAGACUUCAUUGAACACAAAAGUGUAUUUUAUUGCAGUAAAAGCAAACAUUCACAGUAAAAAAUCUCAUGCAGAACUUGGAAAAUAAUUUUUUUUUAAUUUCCCACAUUGUUCUAGAUUUUAUUUAUAUUUAAUUUACUUUCCAAACUACAUCUUGGUAAUUGAAGUAGCGAACAGUUUAAAGGACACUAUAGUCAUCCAGACUUCUUCACCUCAAUGAAGUUGUCUGGGUGCUGUCGCCCAGUCUUUUCAAAACAUUGCAGUUUUUUUUAUCUUUAAAGGACCACUAUAGUGCCAGGAAAACAUACUUGUUUUCCUGGCUCUGUAGGGUCUCUAGGUCCCCCCCAUCCUCAGGGCCCGCCUCCCCCCGGGCUCUAUGGGGGACUCUCCACCUCCUCUCCUCCUCCUUCUCGUGCGGGGGACUCUCCACCUCCUCUCCUCCUCCUUCUCGUCGUCAUCGGCUGAAUGCGCAUGAGCCACGCGCGCAUUCAGCCAGUCCAUAGGAAGGCAUUCUCAAUGCUUUCCUAUGGACGCUGGCAUCUUCUCACUGUGAAAAUCACAGUGAGAAGCGCGGAAGCGCUUCUAGCGGCUGUCAAUAAGACAGCCACUAGAUGCUGGAUUAACCCUAUUAUAAACAUAGCAGUUUCUCUGAAACUGCUAUGUUUAUAGAAGAAAGGGUUAAUCCUAGCUGGACCAGGUACCCAGACCACUUCAUUAAAGGACCACUAUAGUGCCAGGAAAACAUACUCUCAGGGUCCCACUCCCGCCGGGCUGGAUGGCGAGGAAAGGGUUAAAUCUUACCUUUUUUUCCAGCGCCGGGGAGAGGAGCACUCCGCCUCCUCUCCUCCUCUUCGGCUGAAUGGGCAUGCGCGGCAGGAGCUGCGCGCGCAUUCAGCCUGUCUCAUAGGAAAGCAUUCAUAAUGCUUUCCUAUGGACGCUGGCGUCUUCUCACUGUGAUUUUCACAGUGAGAAGCACGCAAACGCCUCUAGUGGCUGUCAAUGAGACAGCCACUAGAGGCUUUAGAGUCUGGAUUAACCCUAUUAUAAACAUAGCAGUUUCUCUGAAACUGCUAUUUUUUUUAUUUUUUUUUAAAGGGUUAAUCCUAGAGGGAACUGGCACCCAGACCACUUCAUUAAGCUGAAGUUGUCUGGGUGCCUAGAGUGGUCCUUUAAUCCUGUAACUGCAUGCUGUUCACAUUCUUCAGCUUGAAGAGCUGGAUUUUGUUGGGCCAACAUACUGCAGGCCAUGUCCAAUAAAAACAUUACAAGUGUUCUGAAUUUAUUGCACUUUCUAAGUGCUGCUCUCACUGAUUUGUAUAGGAUACCACUGAUUGGCUGAAUUUGUUCUGGACUUAAAAAUAUGCAGUAACAUAUAUGGAAGGAAAAAACUAAAUAAGAAAAUACACAGUGGGAAUAAAGGAGAGACCAAAAAGCACAAAUAGGAGUAACGUAAUAUUAUAAAAACUCUGAAUCCUUUGAGAAAAGUAUCCAGGUUAUCCCAGAGACAAAGUAUAUGUUCUGCAACAUAGGUGUAUUCAUUAAAGUGGCUGGGUAUGUGCUUAAAGACCUAGACCACUUCUGCCCAUUGGAGUGGUCUGGGUGCCAACUACCACUACCCCUAACCCUGCAACUGUAAUUAUUGCAGUUUUCAUAAACUGCAAUAUUUACCUUGCAGGGUUAACUCCUCAUCUAGUGGCUGUCUAGUAGACAGCCCUAGAGGGCACUUCCUGCUUCAUAGCACAGCGUCGCGUCGCUCAAUUGCCCAUAGGAAAGCAUUGAAAAGCAUUUUCAAUGCUUUCCUAUGGAGAGCUCUAAUGCGUAUGCACGGCGCAUUAGGUCUCCUCAGCUGGCGGGCGGGAUCAGUCUCCCCUGCCAGCUGACGUGAUGAAGGGGAGGAGCGGCGGCGACCCUGAAACCACCGCCGAGGGACAUCGGCAGGGGUCUCGGGUAAGUCACUGAAGGGGUUUUCACCCCUUCAGCAACCGGGGAUGGGUGGUGGGAUGGAGAGGGGACCUGCAGUGCCAGGAAAACAGAUCGUUUUCAUGGCACUGGAGAGUCUCUUUAACUGCGAUCUUAUGGUAAUACUGUGUGAUCUUAUCAGUUAUUCCUUACCAUCUCUUAAUGUACAAUUAUUAUUAAUGCUGUUUGCCAGUGUGUGAAUAAAUAGCACAAGUAAAUAAAUUUAUGGUAGAGGCUUAAAAAUAAAACCAGAAGUAUAAACAUAAAGUUUAAAUUUAAAGUUUACGUUUAAUCUCUAGUGCUGUUUCAUGCAAUACUUGGGUGUUGGCUGUAAAUGUUUGUGAGAUUUCAAAAGUUGUAUACAUAAUGUUAGCAUUAUCUCCAAUAUCUUACAGCACAUCAAGGAUAAAUGCUCAUGUUUUAGAACAGGAAAAUACAUAAUAUCAUUAAUGCAGAUGAAUAUUUUCGGAUACGAAUUGCUGUAGUUCUAAGUCAUUCUUGGCAGUGUGCAUGUUAUUCUUUGCACCAAAACCGUUACAAUGAUGUAGAAUGCUGCUUAGAGUGACCCUGUUAAUGUCAACCAGACUUUUGGCCUGUUUGUAAGCGUGUUCAUGCAGGGCAGGACAUAACACACAAGACCGAGAAUCAUUCUGUGGAGCAUGCAUAAAGUAAAUCUGCCACACACAGUAGUUUCCGAACUCUGCCAAGAUGUCAAGUAAAAAAGCAAAUAUGAAAAUGUAGCAUCUCAGAUUCCUGUAUUUUUAUGCCAAUAAAUGGGAAAGAUUUGAAUAACACUGUAUUAUACACACUGUUGGGCGUGUCAAACUUGCAGUAGUUUUAGUUAACUUAUGUACAUUUUUAAAGGGACGCUAUAGUUAACUAGGCCCAGUUUUUUUUAGAAAUGGUUAUGUUUAUAUUGCAGGGUUAAGUCUGCCUCUAGUGGCUAGCAUACUGAGCAUAAGUAUAUAAGGGAAGCAUGAAUGCGCACGCGGCACUCGCCACACAUGCGCAUUCUAUCCCCAAUGCACCUGUAUGAGGAGCAUUGGAUUAGACCAUCGCGGAACAGACCAUGUUUCGGCGCUUUAAAAAGUGGACAAUAUCGAACUAGGGACAGGAGCACUUUAGUGUUGGAGAUACAGAUUUCUAUUCCUAAUGCUAUAUGUGUGUCCCACACAAAUGGAUAUUUAUGUUGAAAUAUGUACUGCCUAAUAUGUAAAUAUUUAGAAUUGGACGUGUAAAGAUUAUAUAUUAAAAGUAGAAUUCAUUUGUGCAUGUUCAUAUGUUUUUAAGAAGAGGAAAUGAAAAGGGGAUAUGAAGAAGGGAGGUAGGGAGGAGUGCAAAGAGGGAUUAUAGAACAGGAAAGGAGAAGGCUGAUGAGUAAGAAAUAUCAGUACAUAAUGACUACUUCUAAAUAUUAACUUCUUCACUACUAGUCAUAUUGAGGGGGUGGUUAGCUCAUGAAGUAGGGGCUCUGCAUUCAUUUUGUACAUGGAUCACUGUUCCAGGACAUCUAAAUUACAAAGCCAGGUUUGUAUAUAACAAUAAUAGAUAUAUAUUAUAAUUUUUUAUUACUUUUCUUUAAACUUACUCGUUUGCAGACAUACAUGAAGAUUUUACAAUAACCAAGAUGUGUUUUCAGUGUACACACUUACACACAUACCUAACCAGCAACAUUCCUGAAGACGGCACAACAGACUUUUUUCAUACGGAAAAAUAAACUUGCUUUACAAUGUAAUUAACCACUUACACACAAAUCUGCAAACACAAAAUUAGAAAGUCACAUAUAUCUGACUUUCAAAGGCUUUUCAGUUAGCUGCUUUGGGCAGUCUGUGAUUGGACAGCCACAGAAAGUCUGGGCAGGGUUAGAAGGGAGGGGCUUCAAACAGGAGAUCUGCAGCUUUUGCAAAUUAUUUUUAAAUAUAAUUUAAAUGCAUGCAUAUUUUCAUUGAGGCUCUAUCUACUAAACAGUGAUUUAGAAAUUAUUUGAGCAGUAGUGUGUCCCUUUAAGCUCUGCUUAUUGAUAUAUUAAAUAUAUCAACACUUUUUUUAAAAUUUACUUAAUAUUGAGAGAACCAAGUCUUAUCUGUCUGGAUAAUCAGUGAUCUAUUCAGACUUUUAAGUGAUGAUGCUCUCGGAUAUAUUUUCACAACUGGCUUUCCUUUUCUGUUUUUGAGCUUUCAUGUCAAUCUAAACCCACACUGUAAGAGUUUAUGCUUGUUAACCUUGCUGGUAGCUUUUUUUAUGUAUAUAUUUUGGUGUAUAAUUACAAUUACAAGCUAUUUCAUUUCUCUGAAGUUAGUAUGACAUUUACAAUCGGAGGGUGUUUCCAGUUCAUAACUGGUCUUUGAAAAAGUGUUUUUUUUUUGUUUUUGUUUUUUUUUAUGAAUCUUUUGCCCUUCUUUUUUUUAUUUUUUUAUUUUUUUUUUUUAAUAUGCUUAAGACGCUAUGGCUGUCUAGCUUUUGGCUUUUUCAUUUUGUUGCUGUUAACACUUCUACUUCCUAUCUGUAAUAUGCUAACUUUGAAAAACUUAACACUUUGUAAUCUCUGCAUUUUUGUUCAUAAACUACUACCGGAUACAUUCCCAUGUCAUAAAAAAACCCUCCUCUAGAGCACGGAUGCCCAAAAGGUAGAACCCCAGAUAUAAAAAAAAAAAAAUACCUACAGCUUCCAUGAUGCUUUGUCAUUGUAAAAGCAUUCUAAAAAUAUGCAAAGCAUCAUGGAAGCUGUAGUUUAAAUAAAUCUGGGGAUCUACCUUUUGGGCCCUCCUGCUCUAGAGCAAUGAAACUUUAUCUGGACUUCCCAAUGUAAUUUUAAUAUAUAAUUUAUACUUUUAUUUAUUAUUAUUUAUAUAUAUGUGUGUGUGUGUGUGUGUGUGUGUGUGUAUAUAUAUAUAUAUAUAUAUAUAUAUAUGUUUGAAAGCUCUGGCUGUUCUUUGAUCUUUAGAUAUUUGUUCUGAAAAAUAUUUUCAUUCUGAAAUUGUGUAAAUUACUUCUUUUUUUUUCUUUUCUCUAGUGAAAAUAUUAAAGGGACAUUUCAAGUACCAUAACCACUGCAGCCUGUUAUAGUGGUUACGAUCCAAGGAGUCCUUGGGUGCAGCCCCACUACUCAAAAACUGCUUGACAAUAAUCUGGGCUCUCUCCUGCUGGCAAGAUAAUGUGGAAGUUUUACUUCUGUGUUAUCCAUACAAAUCUGUUAAAAUCUGGAUGUCCAUGACCGGCGGCAGGGGGUGGGGGGCAUCUUAACUCCUCAUUGCAACUUUUCAUUGCUGUGUGGUUUUUGGAUGGAUUUGUGCAGAAUUGUAGAAGUGAAACAGAUUGUCUCAGCAAUGACAAAGCAGCCUGGUUGGGUGCCAGAAGAACCCUGUUUUUGUCAAACAGCUUAAAUGGUUUGACAGAAACUGGAGAGUCUGCAUCCAUAUACUGCUACCAUCGUAACUGAUACAGUAAACUAUAAUUGUUAUGGUUAAACACUUUCCACCUCUAAAGUACUUAAGCAUAUGGAGAUGUGUCCCCUCUUUGUAAAGUGUCUUUGUUGCACCAGUCUGUAGGGCGGGCUCUAUCGCUGCUUUGUAUCCCAGGGCAAAGUGGAUGUGCAUAGUGAUGAUUGCUGGGCAGGUGAAGUGGGGCUGCAGUGAAGUGACCCUCUUGCUGCUAGAUUACUCUAAAAUUAACUAUUUUUUUUAAGGGGAAAGAAGGAGGGCGAAAUCUAAAUUGGAAAUGCAAUACUCCAUCGUUCUACAUAAAUGUAUUUAUGUAUAACACUUGGGUCUUCCUUUAACAAAGAUAUCUUUAUUUUAUUUUUUUCACUUAAGACUAAACAAAAUCCAAAAAUCUCAGAACCUAUUUUUGUAAACCAUGCAUAUUAGAGCAGUCUAUUGCUAGGAAGAAUUAUAGCGAAAUAAUUAAUUUACAGGAACUAAAUGUGGUUGAGUUUCGAGAAUAUACAGUAUCCAGUUUUAUGGCAAGUGGACCACAAAUCAUUCAUCUCGGCAUCUCAUUUCUCAUUACUUUAGGUUUAGCCAAUGACUGACGGCAAUCUCUAAACAGACAAUAAGAAUCUGUUAAUAUACAUGCUGCAUUACAAAUCAGCAGUAUUGGUGUCUGCUCUAUUCCAGUUGGGUCAAAAGUAAAUUGAGUGUUUGCUACCAGAUGUGUGACUUUAUACAAUGUGUCAGCAAUUACUGUGGAAUAUGAAAAUCUGUUCCUCUAGUGUAGGAAUUGUUGUUGCUGCUGAACAUAUCUUGUAAUGCCCCGCUAAGACAUACUUCCCUAUAAUCUUCAUAAUACGAUUGUCAUAUUUUACCUAGUCAGACGCUUCUCCUAGAAGCACUGCCGGCAUACUGUGAAUGGGCGGAAAUUGCUGUGACACCUUAAUCCAGUUCUCCUGUGAUCAGAUUUGAAUCUGGUGCUUCUCAGAGAGAAGCAUUGGGCACACAGUGUCUGGCGUUGGCAUGCAUUGCAUGUUAAUUUUACUGUAUGUAAGAUAUAUUCAAUAAUUUCAUCUAUUUUAGUCUGAAGCGCCCUAUUGACAGCCACUUAUCAAAAAUUGUACUGUUCUCGUGUGCAAUCCUUUAGGAACAGCAUCUAUGCCCUAAUAUCAGUGAUGAAGUAAUUUUGGUGGCUAGAAUGUCCAUGCAAAGAUUAGUUUAUUGACUAAAUUAUUUGAUAGUUUUGGGAAUAUUUUGGGUGCAGUGUCCCAGUCCCCUUAACCCUGUAGUGGCAAUUAUUGCAGUUUUUGAUAAACUUCAAAAAUUACCUUGGAGUGUUAACUCCACCCCUAGUGGUGGUCUACCAUACAGCCACUAGAGGGACUUCCGGAUGGUCUUAAAUGACGCUGGCCAUUCUCACUUUGCACGAGGACAUCCAACAUCCAGCAUGACCCAAAACCCAUAGGAAAGUGUUAUACAAUGCUUUCCUAUUGGGGAAGUCUUAAUGCGAGUGCGUCAUCUGCCGGCGCGGAGAUGAAGCCUGAACCAGUGCCAAGGGACAUUUGGCACUGGAAUCAGUUAAGUUAUAAAGGGGUUUUUAAUCCCUUCAUUACCGGGGUCGGGGAGGUGAGGGCGCGGGGCACUAUAGAAUGCUGGCACUAUAGUUUCCCUUUACAGCGACACUUUAGUAACCACCACAAAUACAGCUUAAUGUAGAUGUUCUGGUGCGUAUAAUCAUUGCCUUCAGGCAUUUUCAUGCAAACACGGCCUUUUCGGUGAAAAGGCAGUGUUUACAUUGCCCAUAGGGACACCUCCAAGUGGCCACUGCUCAGAUGGCCACUGGAGAUGCUUCAUAGGGCAGUGGUGCACAGUAGGCAGCAUAUCUUCAAUACAUCUCUAUGAAGAAGUGCUGAUUGGCCAAAACUGCGUUUGGCCCUGCCCCCAUCCAAUCUCCUUACUGAUUUUAGCCAAUCCAAUGCUUUCCCUAUGCUGAAAGCAUUAGAUUGGCUAAAAAUGGGUAAUUCUGAUGUCAUCAAAAAGGUGGAUCAGGGGGUGAGACCAGCGCCGGCAGACCCCUGCGACACUGAGAAUAAGGUGAGUUUUAAUCCUUUGAGGGGGGGCAAGCCACCUAAAUGGUGGGUUUAACACUAUAGGGUCAGGAAUACAUGUUUGUGUUCCUAACCCUAUAGUGUUCCUUUAAGAUAUGCUGAUUCCUUUCAGCUUGGAUUUUUUGGUAAGUUUUUUGCAUUUUAUGAAUCAUUGGUUGUUAGAUAAAUCUGGUGAUAUGCUUGGGAAUACAAGGUGUGUUUGCUUAUUAAAUUAAGUGCUGCAUGAGAUGGAAGCAUGCAUUUAUUAAACAGAGUAAAGCAAGUAGUUACGAUGUUUGUAUUACAUUGAAACAUGUAAAUCUGAGUGCAUUUAAGAUUGAAGAGCAUUUGCCUUAAAAUGUAUAGUGAGUAGCAGCAGUUGAGCAUAGGUGAAAGAAUUUCACUCGUAUAAUUCUAAGACCCAAUUUUCAAAAACAUUUUUUUUUUUAAAUAUUCCCCCUUCAAGGGAUGAGGCGUGAUAACUUUUCUUCCAACUGCUAAUACAGGAGUCACCCAGUGCAUGGGAAUAUGAUAAAGAGGAUGCAUGUCAGAGGUGUCUCAGGCCAACCCCAUGUGGAACAUGGAACAUCCAUUUAUGGUUCUUCAUGCAAGUGGAAGUUUAAAAUUAUUAUUUUUAUAUAUACAUUAAUCUAUAUUAAAUACAAACUAAAAAGAAAAAUCUCCCAACUAUAUUCAAGGGCGUUAUACUCGGGUUAAAAAUAUCCAAAACAUUCUUUUUGAAACCAUCAUAGAGGGAGAAACAAAGGAAUAAUGGAAGCUUUAACUUAAUAAAGUAAAUAUACCCAAUCACAAUCUGUGAUUUAUAAAGGUAAGAUCUAGGAAUUACCACUGCUUUUGACAAUUGAGUACAGUUUUCUUUGUUUUAUUUUAAAUUCAAAAUAUUGGCAAUAUAUAGAUAUUUAAUUUGUUAAUGCUCUAAAUACUACUGAUGAACAGUAUAUUAUGCCUUGGAAGUUUCACUGCUCAAUUAUCUGCCAUUUAGGAGUUAAAUCACUUUUGUUUCUGUUUAUGAAGCCCUAGCCACACACCCCCUGGCUGUGACUGACACAUAGUGGAUGAAAACAAAAGGAUUUCAUUUUCAAUCAGAUGUAACAAACUUUAAACGUUGUAUCUUCUGCUCUGUAAAUUGAACUUAAUUCCACACAGGAGGCUCCUGCAGUGACUAGCCAGCUAUGAGGAGAUAAGAAAUGUAAAAUUAACAGAUUUUGCAAUAAAGCAAUAAAGGAAAUGUUUAGGAAGGCUGUGCAAGUCAUAUGCAGGGAGGUGUGCCUAGGGCUGCAUAAACAAACUGAUUUAACUCCCAAAUGGCAAAGAGUUGAACAAUGAGACUGCAGGGGCAUGCUCUACACACCAAGACUGCAGGGGCAUGCUCUACACUCCAAAUCUGCUUCAUUAAGCUAAAGUUGUUUUGGUGACUAGUGUCCCUUUAAGCUCAAAUCUUUAAACAGCAUGGAAAUCCGAAUUGUAUAAUCCCCACAAAGUGCAUCCAUUGUGCUUGGAGAGAAUGUCACUCAGAUGACUAUUCUAAAAAUAGCUUUUUAGAACAAUGCAUGUAGGCAUCAAAUCAGUCUUACUACUGCCUAGACGUACUUUGAAACACGCUUCCUUUUAUAAUCUUGCUAUUGCCUGUAAUUACACAUUUGUUUACUUCUAUUAAUUAGAUAUUUCCUUAACAGUGUGUAAUGAAAUCCAGCAUGGGGCUGGUCGCACUUCCGCAUGAGCAACCCCGAAAUAGUACGAUUGAGCUUUUUAGCUGGCAUUCAUUUCAGAUUUUGGUGUUGCAGUAAAUGUUCAAGAAUAUAACGGACACAUUACCCAAAAAAAUAAGUCAAUCAAAUAUUUUAAAGGCAUAUUGAAACAAUUAGAAUUGUUGAUAUUAUUUGUUUAAUUUUUUUUUUAUAAGGAAAACACUUUGACAAUGAAGUGAAAUCAUUUAGAAAUCUAGUAGGCCUAUUAAGUGUUCGACUCCUUACUGUGGGAAGGCACUCUGCACUUAUAACUAAUGUGGGUAGUCAUGGUUAUUAUGGUGGUUGGAUUGGUUUUUUAAAUGUUUAAUAUUUUCCUUAAAGUUGCUUUGUAUGGCAAAAUGAUUUUUACAGAGUUCAAAACAGCUUAAAAGAGCACCACAGUGUUAAGAAUAAAAAAGUCUGUCCCUCUGCCCCUCGUGGGGAUUUUCAAGAUGCUGGACGUCCUCAUGCAAAGCAUGGAGACGUCCAGCAUAGUCUCACAUAGGUAAUGACAUGAAAGGCAAAGAAGCACCCAGUAUACAGCCAUUAGAGGCAGUCUUAACCCUGCAAUGUAAACAAUUCUCUAAAACUCCAGUGUUUCACAUUGCAGGGUAAAGGAACCCAGACCACUUCAAUGAGGUGAAGUGAUCUGGGUGCCUACAGUGUCCCUUUUAAUAUUUUCAUCCAGCGAAUCUGAGUGUUAAGUUGUUUGACAGUGCAAUAUUUUUGUACAGGUUCCUGCAUUGGACUUUCUUUAACGUUGUUAAACCCUCAGAUAUUAAAAAUAACAAAGGCAUUGUAGCCGCUGGCAACAGUGCUGGGAAGUAGAAAUGUUUGAAUUUCUUGAUGAUGCAGAAUGUCUUGUAUGUCCAUAGGAAACCCAGAUCAGUUCUUUAGCAUUUUGUCAUUAAUACCUUUAAGUGUUUUUAAUUGAGGAGCCACUUAGUCAUCUGUAGUGCGACCAUCGGUUUCUGGUCAAUACAGAAUAGCACUUAUUUUUCUAUUUUGGGGAUUUAAAUGUAUAUAUUUUUUUAAAUUCUUUAUUAGCCGGCGCAUAAAAUAAUAUAACUAUGUAAGAAGGCAAAAAAAUAGCAUAGUGUACAUGAAGGGCUGUGUUGCCCCACAAAACUAAGGACCAAUUAAAAAUUCAUUGUAAUAUGUGCAGGUGGCAUAUCCUUAUAUCGUACAAAGUAUUUGUUUGCAAUCAGUACGCUGUACCAUAAGUAAACAAGAUUUUUUGUUUUAUUUUACCACUUGGGAAAUGUAUUCUGGUUUAAUGCUUGUACCAUCAAAUGCGACAAACGCAGCUUCCUGUAGCAGACUUGUAUUAAACCGUAUUCUUUGCUAAUUAGCUGAACAAAUACAAAGUUGUUUGUGGCAUUCACACCUUACAUUUAUCACCGAAGGCCUUUAAAUGUGAACACCCUGCUACAAACCACUGUACAUUAUUAUCUACUGUUAUUAUAUAACAAGAGGCUAUGCAGGUUCCAUCAAGCAUAUAUUUAAACAGUUCAACAGCUUGAAGUUUUUUGCUGACUUUUGUCUUGGUAUACUUCAAAAUAUUAGAUCCAGCAACAGGCUCCUGUGUUUAUCAAUCAGGUUCAACUUUUAUUGCUUUGAAAAAACAAAAUCACUUUGAAGAUUUGUAUACUCUGUAUUCUGUCGAUCUUGCAUAUUCAACAUCCCUUUUUAUAUCCUGACACAUUUUAAUAUACAAAAUAAUAAUGACUUGUAUUAAUUUGAAAAUUUAUGCAUUAUACAUACACCAUCAACUUCCAUUUAUUUAAAGGAACACUAUGGGGUCAGGAACAAUGAGGUGAAGUGAUCUGGGUGUAUUCCUGACUCUAUAGUGUUAAAACCACGAUCUAUCCACUCUUGCUUCCCUAAAUAUAAUAACAUCUUACCUAACAUCCAGUCUGCUGCUGCUGGCUCUUCUCUUGAUCUGCCUGCUUGGCUGAACUCAUCAGAAGUGAUUCUCUCAGCCAAUCACAAUGCUUCCCCAUAGGAUUGGCUGAUGCUGUCAAGGAGGCAGAUCAGGUGCAAAGCCAGCACAUGCAGAUGGUGGAGACACAGAACGGCGCUGCCCCAGGAAGCACCUCUAGUAGCCAUCUGAGCAGUGGCCAGUGAGGUAUAAUUAGGCUGUAAUGUAAACACUGCCUUUUCUCUGAAAAAAAGUGUUUACUGCAAAAAGCCUGAUGGGAAUGAUUCUACUCACCAGAACAAAUACAAUAAGCUGUAGCUGUUCUGGUCACUAUAGUGUCCCUUUAAGUGUUGUUUUUUUUUUUUUUUUUUUUUAACAAUUGAAUAAGCGAGUGCCAGUCUGCCCCCUUAUACGCUAAUUGCAAGGAGAGUGAUAGAAGGAAAACAUCCUUUCAGCUGUGACAGUUUCAUUACUUUAGUAAAUAUCUGCUGAUGUCUUGUUUACAGAAGGGAUAAUAAAGUUUAACAUCAACAUGGUAAUGAUGGGCCAUAAGUGAGGAUGGUUGAUGCCAGGCAAUCCCCAGAUAGCUCUGUAACUACAGUGAGUUAAAGUCCUGUAAUACUCAUUUAAACCUCCAAGUAGGAACUGGAGGGGCUUUGGAUGAUGGUCACGGUUAACUAGCUGGAGAGCUUUGAGGAAUGUAAUGUCUUUUGCAAUUAUAAAACGGUAGUCCCUCUGGUACUAUUGAUCAAUAAUUUUGUUGGCAAGGUGUGUUUUUUGGGUUUUUUUUUACGGUAUUUCCAUUUGUUUUUAAAUAUUCCUGGUUAUACAUUUUCAGGAAUUGCAAUUUACAACUAAAUUAUAUAAAGAAAUAUAUUUGUUUUUGUGCUGAUCUUCAAAGAGUGAAGAUUCUUAGAUGCAACUGUGAAAAUAGGGAUUUAAUGGAUUUUCGAGGGUGGGAUCAAGUGGCAGUGUUAAAUACCUCACUACUUCAAACCAAGGUCACAGCUACAGCCUAUUUGCUUUGUGAUAGAAACACAUGGAUUCUGCAGUCUUGUGAUAUUCCGUGCUAUUGUAUUCAGGCUAUUUAAAGGUUAGUCAGCAUCCUUGCCCACCAUCUUUGGCAAUCUUUGCAAGAUUUGCUUAGACAUUAGACUUUUUCCUUAUUUCACCUUAUUACUUGGCUGCUUUUCACCUUGUCCUGCUAGUAUUUCACACAUUGAAGGGAGGCUGGGUUUGAUUUCUCUUAAAUCAAUGCUACAUCAAAAUGUAAUUUAUUUGUGUUCCGCUGAAAAGAGAACAAUUUGUGGUUUCACAUUGUUCCUUUUUUUGGGGGGGACAUAGUUUCCUUACCUUCCAAUCCAAAGGACAGCUUUAGAGAGUGUGUUUAGAUGGCUAACUUUGUGGCCUCCUUAUAGCUGAUGUUAUUGGAACAUUAGUACAUUAUUGUGUAUGUGACAAGAAGCAGAUGGAUGUUAAUACCUGUCACGUGCGUGGGCUAUAGGCCCAGCCGAGACAGUGGGGAGAGUGUGGAAGUGACAGGGUUAAUGACACCAGACCCCUGGUUACCUGUUGCUAGUCCCAGCAACCACUCCAUUAACCCCUGCAAUCCCUUCUACACUAACCCCCUUAGUACACACUUUACUGCCACCACCAAGAAUUUUAAACCCGGCGUCUUAGGUUACCCCACACACAGGAGAAUUGAAGAUUAUAUUAGCUUUAGUGUACUAAUAAUCUUAAUUUUAGUAAUGACAGGAGGCGAAUAUUUGCAUAUCUUUCUUUACUGAAAACUCCAGCAGCAUAGAAACAUAACAACCAAUCAGAAAAAAGUUAUGAUGCCCAUAAAAGGCCCUGUCUAUGACAUCACUUCCUCUUUCUUUGAAGCGAAACAAUAAAUAACAACAAGAGACAUAAUCAUAUUACGUCAACAGUUCAACAACAUAUUAGAAUAUCCAACUCCAUUAGUUCCGCGAUGCAGCGGUAUGGAAGGUGAAUCUUUGUCUCGAUGAGAAGACGUUCACGCUGCAAGAAAAAGAAAAAGGUGAAAGGUAUCUGGCGUGAUAACUUGUCCGCAUACAAUAAGCAUUAAGCAUCUGAUAUACCAACGAACAUUAGAAUGUGAAACAUAUCAAUAUAUAUUUAUUCUAAUGCAAUGAUAUUAAGAAUCUAUAAACACAACAUAAUGCAAGGUUCAUGUCUAAUAUUCAGCCAAUACAAGACCCACAAGAUACAGGUCUAAGUAGCAAACAUACAAACCAUACGUACUUACCUUCCUGAACAUAAAGGACAUAUUCUGUUCAACACGAGAAACAUGGGAGGGAUCCUAUAGGGUGGGAAAUAUUCGCCUCCUGUCAUUACUAAAAUUAAGAUUAUUAGUACACUAAAGCUAAUAUAAUCUUCAAUUUUACCACAUGACAGGAGGCUUCAUAUUUGCAUUUUUAAAGCUUUGAAUUGACCAAUGUGAAGGAAGCAUGAGAUGUUUGCCGAAAAUAGAACGUUCUAAACGUACUCUCUCGCGCUCAGUCCGCGCAGCGUAUAAUGUCGGCUAGGGAAGCGUCGGCCGAAAAGGUUUGUGAGGCCGCCGCUCCCCUGACCGAGUGGGCUCCGAAACAAGGUUCGACGCUAAAGACAAAAACCAGCGGACCCAUCUGGCCAGUGUUGCGGUAGACACCGGUCCAUGAGGGUUCAUGUAAGAAGUCAGAUGGUGAUCCGUCGAAUGAGUUCGAAGGGGGUAGAGAUAUUGGUGUACCCCAUUAGCGUUCUGACCACGCAUAGUGUGGCGUCUGACACAAAGCAUGGGUAUGACACUGAAGAUGAAUCAGACUUAGUUCGUCUCGACAUGGUAAAGGUAACCCCGUCUGGUUUGAGAGAGAAACCAUCCAUAUCGCAAGCCCUAACGUCCGCCACCGUCUAAAUGAGGCGAGGCAUAAUAAGAGGGCUAGUUUGGCUGAAAGUUGCUUCAGUGACAAACAAGGAUUGUCCGGCCAUUCCCUAAGGAAUCUCAGCACCACAUCCACCUGCCAGAGGCGUGAAUAUUUGGGUGCAGGGAUCUCGACAAUUCGGCACCCCGCAGUAGUCGACAAACCAGUGUAUCUUGACCUACUGGUCUGCCCUGUACCGGAACGUGCGCCGCCGAUAUGGCGGAUCUGAUCACGUUGAGGGAUCGAUAUGACCGACCCAACGAGACCAGGUGUGACAGAUAGUUGAGGAUCAGUGGGACAGGUGCGGUAAAGGGAUCGGAAUCCCUUUCCACACACCAAUCACUCCAGGCCGACCAGGCAGAAAUAUAGCCUUUCCUGGUGCCGGGAGCCUAUGAGUCCCAUAGGAGGUCUUAGUUGAUGCAAUAGGUCGUGAACUGACCAGGAGCCCCUGAAACCGUCCAGGCAACUAGUGCCAGUUGUCCUUCCAUGACAAGGGAGUGGGCUUCCCCUCGAGGUCCCGUCAGAAGUAGAGGGAAGGUAGGGAGUAGUAGAGGGUCUUCGCGCGACAUCUCCAGGCGAUCCGGGAAAUCACGGUUGGCCCUGCCCGAGGGGUGUCAUGAGCAGGAGCGAUAUCUUGUGGGUGUGUGUAUCGAAGCACCCUUGCUAUUGUGGAGAACGGCUGGGUCACGUUGGCAGGGGUUCAUCCAUCGCCCCGUAUCCGAAGGAAGAGUCAAAGAUCGUUUUGCCAAUCCAAGUUUGUAUGUGAAGUAAUCAUCAUCGAAAUUCCAUCCUCACUUCCGCUGACAGUGGGAUCCAGUGGUCGUAUGAGUGACCGGUGCAUACGUAUCUCACCAUCAGUCGUAGUGGGCCAGGGAAUAACGCUUGUAUGGAGGAGGAGAGGAGGAGAGGAAUCCCACAAUCCGACAGCUAUCCUUAUAGAGGCGCUCUUUGCCAUAGACGGACGCGGAACGUAGUUCUCCAAGCCGAUGUUGAAACCGAGGAACUGGCCCGAUUCAGAUGAAGAAGCGAUAUUUGUCUGUGUACAACAAAAAACCCAUGGAGUCCCGAAAGUGAACAACUAAUUUGUCUGCAAACGUAGCCUGGAUUCGUAAAGAAUCAGCAAGUCUUCCAGGUAUGCGAGGCAUCGCACGCCCAAAUUUACGGAUGUGCGCCCUCACUGGUUACAGUAGGUUCGCGAGCACCACGGAGUCGUAAACUGCCGUGUUUGUCCUCACCAUUGGAAUCGGAGGAAAACUUCGGCAGUCCAGGGCAACGGGUACUGACAAGCGUGCGUCCUUGAGGUCCAGAUGUGUAAACCAGUCGUUAUCGCCUAGGAGGUCUUGUAGAAGACGAAUUUCCUCCAUCUUGCAGCAUUUGUAUACCAUGUAGGGGUUCCAUUGAUGUAGUCUCCUGGCUUCUUCUUGACCAGGAAAAAUUUGCUGGGGAAGCCUUCCCCUCCGGUGCAUGUUGAAUUGCGCCCCUCCUGAAGAGGGUGCAGAUUUUCUUGUCCACGAGGCGUUCCUGUUCCGCCAGCGUGCGUAAUGGAGGUGAAGGGGCGACCUGCACGGCUGUGAUAAAACUCUAUGACAUAGCCUUGUACUGUCUGGAGAACCCAGGUGACUUUGGUAGUCGUCUCUCAAUUCUGUAAAACAGAGACAGGUUGCCGGUCAUAAUAUUGGAAACAGUUAGUUAUGUAGGUUGGCACACUAGUAGAUGAAGCGGAUGGGUUCCUUUGUGUAGUAGAUGGGAGAAAUAUGAGGACUGUGUAUACGAUCUGGAACCUGUCGCCAAGAAGCGGCUGGUGGCUCGGUUCAGCUACCGACCAGUCCUCCCAGAAACACCUUUCCCCAUAGGGUUAUGGAAGACUUGUUUUAGCGAGGUCUGGGUUUAAUUUAGUGUGGUGAAUAAAUUCACGUGUUUCUUGAGUACUGCAAUGAACACUACGUCGAAUAGUAGGCCUUGUGCUUUUGGGCCGAAUUCUUGUCGUUCCUAAGUCCAAUAGUGUGUUGUCGAUGCGGCCCAGUACAGAUUUGCGUCUGUCGGCGCAUAGUGCGUCAUUUAUGUUGCCCAGGAGGCAUAUCGAGCAUUGCGACCAUUCUUUGGAGGUGGUAGGGUUGAGUUGUGUACCCUGGGGUAACUCGGUCUUGAGGCGUGCGCAUCCUUCCAUCCCCCGAGGGUUGCGCAGCCAAUAGUGUUCAUCCAGGAACGUUCCAUCUUCGGGGGGGAAAAAACAGAGGGAUACAGUGAAGGGACAGGAAUAAGGGGGGCCAAGGUAGCAGGUGUUAGCAAUAAAUAGAGUAAUAUAUAGUGGAAUGACAAUCAAAAAACAGUGUAAAUUAAGAAUCUACCAGAGAGGUAAAAUACUCUGACCUGAUGUAUGGCUGGAGCAGCAAAGAAAGAGGAAGUGAUGUCAUAGACAGGGCCUUUUAUGGGCAUCAUAACUUUUUUCUGAUUGGUUGUUAUGUUUCUAUGCUGCUGGAGUUUUCAGUAAAGAAAGAUAUGCAAAUAUGAAGCCUCCUGUCAUGUGGUAAAAUUAUAGUAUCACAGUUCUACUUUUACUGAUAAAACAUAUAUAGUUAACCCUUUUUGGUAACGUGUUUACCUGAGCUUUCCUCUGGAGAGUGAAGCUCAUAGAGAACAGAGACACAAGCUGAUUAAGUAAACAUUUAAUCUGACAAAAAGGAUUCACAGUGCUGAGUACAAAAUACAGAAAUAAAUGACAUACAGAUAACAAAUUGCAAAACAGUACAUAAAAUAAAAUAGGAGAAAACAAGAAAUUCCUUACAUGUUGUUACCCUAUAUAGAAUUCUUGUGGGAGUGUUAGAUGGUAUAGGUCUCCUAGAAGUUACUGACAAAAGAAAAAUGAAUAACUGGCUUCCCUGGAUAGUCCAACACCCUCAUAUAUCUAAACUAGUUGUUUCUCAGUGGGCAGACCCCUGGGGGGGAAAUCAGAGGGGGCUGGUCUGGCAGUCUAUUGCCCACUCGAUGAAAUUCCUUGUGUCCAGCUCUGGUGAUGGCUAUCUAGAUGUUUUAUGGUCUAGGCCUGGUGCAAGAUCAAAGACCACAAUAAAUGUCAUCCCAAGGUUUACAAAAAAACAACUCUUAACAUAUAUAAACACACAUCAAGCACCAACUCAUGCUUUUGGCAUGACAAUACCAUUGUUAUUGGAUUAUUACUGAGAGUGUUUUGGUUUCUGAGCAGUCAAGCCUGACUUUCAAUUUCUUUACCUUUUAUUUGCUUUAUUUCCCACUUGUAAAACAUCAAUACCACUCACUUCACCAUCAACCUCUGCCUUGGAUGGAAAAGUCUGUUCUAGCCCCUAUUUCAUAUGGGUUAUGAUACAAGUUUUGGGGGUGGGGUUUCUCAUGAAAAAUUACUCUUAAUUUUUGUUUGAAAUUCUGACAGCCAGAACAAAAGUACCAAUGUCAUUACUGUGCCAAAAUAGAAAAGUUACCUAAUUAUUGGUUAUGAAUCUUGUUGCAGACAAUACAUAUAAAAUUAGGCACAAAUGAGUUUUCAGUACAACAUAUCUACUAAGACACAGUUGUACCUAUGUUUAUUUUAUUACUUCACACCACUGCAGAGCACAGACAUAUGUUACCAUAGUGCUAUUAUUUAUAGAUAUCUGCCAAAUUCCUGUUCUGAGAUUUUGAUUCAAUUAUUCUUUGAGUUGCUCUGAAUAUUUGUAGACUGCAUAGGUAGAAAUGACUGUUUGAUGACAUGAGUGUCAUGUUUGGGGGGUGGGAUUAAUGCACGCUGCCCUGGUUUUCACAUGACAGAAAUGUAAUUUACUAUGUUUUAGUUGUUUGUUUUUUUUAAAAUGUAUUUUCCUCCCACUGUGCUUUGAAACUUAGCACUGCUAAUGUAGUUCUUAGUGUUUGUGGGCAUUGGCAUAAAUGCAGCUGUGUCUCUGAAGUUGAGGAGAGAUUACAAAAAAAAUCAAUGUGUUUAUAGAGAUUUAUUUAAUCUGAAAAUGUAAUAGUGUUGCUUAUACUCUCCUCUUUGCUUUCAGGUGUGGUUAUUUGAAUCCAGGCCGGCACCAUGCGUGAAUACAAGCUGGUAGUCCUUGGGUCUGGAGGUGUCGGGAAGUCUGCUUUGGUAAGUGUAUUUUAUACAGCAUGGACAUUCUGUUGGGUGGAAUGAUUAAAUAUAGCUAUUGGCGGCUGGUGAAGUUUUCAAAAUGGAGGGGUGUCAUACUCCUCCCCCAGACUUUUACUCUUCCCUGUACAGUACAGAGAUACUCAUACAAUAUAGAGAGCGGAGCAUAAUACAGAGAUGCUCAUACAUUAAAACAAGCUUGGCACAACAUAAAGAUAUCUAUAAAAUACAUAAAGCUGAGUACAAUACAGAUAUAACCAUACCGCAAACAGAGCUGAGAAAAAAUAGAAUAAACAGAGUUGGGCACAAUAUAAAGAAACCUAUACAAUACACAGAGCUGUGCAAACUACAGAGAUAACAUAACUAUCCCACACAGCCAGGAUCAUUGUGAUGGACUACACAGAGCUGCAAUACAGAGAUCUUCACACAUUACAUGUCUCGGAAACGCUUCAGCUCUCUUUCUCGAUCUUCCUAUCUCUUCUGGAGUGCUCCUACUAUAAUUUUAGCUUUCUGUUAAAUAUUGCUUCUGUUCUGAAACAUGCCAACUACUCCAUUAGCUCUUAGCACACAGCGAGCACAUGGUUAAAGCAUCAAGAUACCGAUAGACUCCAACCAUGUCAGCUACUCCUGAGUCACUAUUAGCUCUCAGCACACAGUGCACACAGAAUUAAAGCAGCAGGAUACUGAUAGACCUUUGCAGAAGGCAAUAUAAUUAAUCUGCAGUGGUAAUAUGGAGCCAAGAAUUAGCGGACAUGGUUAACAGAAUCAACAGUCAUUACAGAUUAAAAUCAGAAUCAGUCCUCAGAGUCACAGCACCAGUCCUGCAAUUUGAAGCUUCACAACCUUUCAACUAGCCACAGCAUGUGUUUUGGCUAUCGGCUGUAGAGUGACUGAGCAUUUUAAGAAGAUGGUGGGUAUGUGCAGUAGGUGUUUUUAAAACCAUUAGUAACCUGUAGCACAAAAUUCAAUUGGAAUUAUAUAUACCCCUAUAUACACGACACACUCACAAGCCAGGAACAGAUGACCUACUGUCCAAAUGGUCAGCAUUUAAUGAUGAUAUUCCAUCCAAAGAUGAUGCCUAAAAGUCUUUCUAAACACUGACUUUUCAGACUAAAGGCAGGGUUGACAUUGCUGUCUGGUAACUCCUCUAGUGACAGUCACUGUGACGGCCUCUAGAAGUGAUUCCUGGGCCAGUCCUGCACAGUGUGCAGCACCUACACUAAUGCUCCCCAUAGGGAUGCAUUGAUUUAAUGCAUCUCUAUGAGAAGUAGUUCAUUAGGCAGCAUGGCGUUAUGCUGUGCAUGUGCAAUAGUCUAUGCUUCUAUGGGGAAGCAUUGGAUUGGCUGAGAUAGUCAAUAUUGAUGAUCUCAAGCAUGGAGGUGGGGCUAGCCGCGAAGUUACCAGCACGGCGUUGGAAAAUGGUGUGAUUGAAAGAGGGAAGGUCACCAAAAACAAUAAAAUACAUCCUCGCGGACUGACGGGCAGAAGCACACUCAGAGACACACACCUUCACCGAUUUGUGUCUCUCUCACACACACACACACACACACUGCAACACUCACUCACAAAUCCUUACUUUUUUAUUUUAAAUCCAUCCCGCCUUCCUACCUUUGGGAGAACUGGAGUGGAUCAGCUUACCCUAGGGUCCAAUGGGGCUUCUGUCAUCUCCCUGCUUUGCUCCCUAGAGCACUGUUUAGUGAUGCGGGGCAGGCGUGCGAGGGAGCAGGGAGAUUACAGCACCCUCACCGCCACUGCGCUCAUUCAGCUGCCUGACUCCCCGAUACAGCCGCCCACCCCCCUUACUACAAUCUCAGGCAGCCGGUCUCCUCAGGGGCUAAACAACCUUACAAAUCCCGGGCGCCAGGACAAAUUUCCUGGUCGAUGGCGACAAGGCGUCUGGGAUUUGUUGAGCCCUGCUAUAAGUACUUGCCCAGAAUUACGUGGAGACUUCAUUAAUACUUCUAUGUAAUGCUUCCAUUUGGUGUGAGUUUAAUAAUACUGAGUGUUCACAUUUGCUCAGCCUUUGCCUGGUAUUAAGUUGUUGCUGCUUGUGAAUGUAGCGAAAUAUAAUUCCUUUUUUUUAUUACUGCACUUUGUCAGGUAAUUAAAACCUACCUUCCCCUGCACCCAUGGGUCACUGCAAAUAAGCAACGAUGUCACCAUUCGGGUUAUUUGUAAAAUAUGCAAAGACCCCAAAAGGAGACAAAUACAGUUUAACAAUAAUUGCAGCAGUGUGUCAUGUAGCAUACUGCAGUACAUUUGGUAUUUACUGCAGCAAAAGUGGUAUAUAAACCGCAUACCUGGCUUCGAGGUGAACUUCCCAAUGCGGCCUCCAUAUGGAAUUGGCUGACUACAAAUUGACAACUUCAAUGUACACCCAAAGCAGUCUCCUGUCUAUCCAGUCCUGAGAUAAUCCACUUUUCUUGUUAAAAAAUCCAGCAGUAUACAGUUCUCUUCUUUAAUUUAGCUUGUAUAUCCAUUCUAAACUCAAUCAACCAGUGACAUCACACCUAUGUUCUGGCAUUGUGUGUACUAUGUGGUGUUUGUGAAUGCACGCACUGGUUCCUAAGCAGAGUUUGGUGUAAAUCAGACCAUUACAGGAAGAACUGAAAAAGAAGAUUGCAACAGGGAUCUAAUUUCUAUAUCUAGGUAGUGAGUACAAUGGAAGUUUGGACCUGUAGGAAAUGAAAUAAUAAUCACUAAGGUCUGUGGCUUCCUGGAGAGGUGUAAGCAGCAGAGACAUUUAGUCUGGUCACUUUUAAAAUCCUUUUAAUAGAUUCUGCACACCUCUCAAGAUGCCAAUUUCAGAACAAUAGCUCUCAGAUACAUUGUUUAAUAUAUUUUUUGCCACUUUGUGUUUUUGUUUUUGACUAUUGGAGAAAAAUCAUGUUCCUUUUUUAUUUAUUUUUCCCCCCAGUGAUAUUCUUUGAUAUUUAUUAUUAGCCCAGCAGUAAACAAAUCCAAGGUGCUAGGUUAUUAUGGCGACCCAAAAAUAGAUCCUGAUGCCAAGAAUAUUGUGUCCCUACUUUUCCCACUAUGUCUCUAGUCAUCUCUUCCAUGCAGCUCAUGCCUUUUCCAGAGCGCACUGGGAGGAACAGAAAAACUAGUGGGGGUGAGGGGCAUAGCACAGAAAUGCUGGGACUCCCACUAUAAUUUCAUCAGAUUUUUUUUUAAACAACCGAAUUUAACUGUACUUGUGAUGUCAUUAUGUCAUUUUCUUUUUUUAGGCUGUUUCUCUGGUGCUUUUCCUGUUUGCACCAAAAGAUACUUUACCGUGGCUUUUUGGUCACUUUAUUUUACUAUUCUAAAUUUUUUUUUUUUUUAAAUCCCCCUGGCUCUCCCUCAUUAGUCUGACUAGGUGUCAAGCAGCCAGUAUGGUUUCCGACUAUCAGUGUGUGGAUCUACUCAAUAUGUAUCCCAUUGAUCCUCUGCCUGUUACCACAACCGUAGAGGGGUCCUUAAAUCAGAAGGCUCAAAGACAUUUCCUGAUGUGCCUGAGAAUAACAGGAGUUAAAUGUCUGUUACUUCUAUUUUUCACUCUCUUGAUUUCAAUUCUUAACCUUUCCUGUAAUCAUAUUGCAAGAAAGUAACUGAGGAGACAAAUCGCACAACUAUGUCUUCCCAGUAUAUCGAGUUAAUGAUGGCAUUUGCCGCAAAGGAAUGUAACUCCUACCAAUCUCUGUCUGAACGGGUGCUGUCCUAAGGUUUAUACAUACACACAAGGGCUAAAAUAGAAUGGAAUGAAUGUGCAUAGAGAAAGUGCUUUCUGUAUUUACUAUUCAACUGAUACAAAGGUGUUAACGGUUAGUGUCUGAGUCCAGACACAUAAAAAGGACAGAUUUGAAGAAGGAACAGGAAAAAAAAUCCAUCUAAAUUAUAGUGUUCCACAAGUGGGGGCGUUGUUUUCCCUCACUGACGCGUGUGAUCAUUAUGUGCACUGCGCAUAAGUCAUCUUACAAACCUCAUUUGUGUGGUUCUCCAUGUCAAGCCUGCAAUCUCUUGGGAAUUUCUGUACUUUUUUUUUUAUAUUUUCCCACAGCUUUUGUUUUUUUGUUUUAUUUAUAGACAAGAGACAAGUCUCCAUAGUAGGCGGUGGCCUAUUGGAAACUUUGCAAAGCUAAAUGUUUCAUGAAUGUAGGAAUAUCUAUCACAUGGUGUAGUUUUGAAGUCUGCCUUCAUUAGUAUAGGAUCUUGCAAAAUAACCGUAAAAAGGGCACUCGUACAUUUCUGUGCACUUCACGACAUAAUACAUAUAUUCUAGUAUAGUAAAAUUUUGUGCGACUCCAGAGCAAAUAGUACUGAAUGAGGCAAAGCAGUAAAACUCCAAAUAUAGCAACUACACAGCAAAAAGGAAUUCUAAUCAAGGAUUUGAGAAUGCUAGACAAUAAGCAUCCUUUUUGUGUACUGCCGUUACUGUUAUUAAGGAAGAUUGUGUACUAUAAAGCAGACUUAAAAACUAUACCUUGUGAUGGAUAUUUUUUUAGCUCGAUACCAGCUAAUUUAUUUUAAUGUUUUUGUUGUUGUAUAACCAUACACAGUAUAAUUCAAUUCAGAAGUAGACAGUGAUAUUUAUUUUAUGUUAAAAUUUUAGGUAAUUCACCAAUCUCUGCUACACUUAGACUACUGCUUUAAUCAAAUGUACCAUUUUCAUAAAAUAUAAUGGAAGACCCACCAUGCAGUGUACCUUAUUUUCAUUCUAAGUUUGCCUAAUCAAAUUACUGAUUAUUUUUUUUUCUUUAUAUUUUUGCAGUGCAGAUAUAUACAAACAGGCUUAGGGUGCCCCAACAGCAUACCACAAGCUUUGCAUCAUACGGAACAUUUGGGAUAAUCAAAAUAACAUUUUUUGUAUUAUAAUCGAACAACUGGGUCAUUUGUACUCAACUCACAUGUGUUAGGUAUAUGUAAGAUACACAGUGACAUAGAUGAAAAGAUUACCAUAAGACAUAAGUACAUAUGAUAUUUUAAUGUGAGAUGACGAUUGUUAUGUUGGUAAAGAGUAAACUAUAGCCAGAUAUAACUAGACAACCGUGUUCAAACUACUGAUUUUUUGCUUACAAUUUUUUUUUUCAUUACUUGAAUGAAAAAAAUAAAUACACUUUGCAUAUGUAUUAUUUAAAGCAGUCUUGAUAAUGGAUACAGGUCCCUGUGAGAGACUUCUUCAGGACCUUCCCAUCUAAAUUGUGUGAAGCAAUUGUGACAUUAUACCUUCGCAAAGAAUUUAAAUUGAGAUAAUUAUUGUUGCAAUUGAAGCCUGUCUUUCAAACCAUUUUGGCAGUUUGUCAGUAUUCAAUACUGCCUUAAAGUAUCGUAAGAGUUGGUUAUUAUUGUACUGCAACAGAUGGGCACCUUACCUUCUGGAAGCUCAUAGAUUAGGCAUUAGCUGUAUUUUCAUCCUUUCAUCUGACCAGGUAAAUAUGUGAUGUCUAUCAGCUUUUUAGCCUUUGCCCUGCUAAUGGAAAAGGACAGAUGCUGAACAAGCCUUUUCUGUAACGUUUAGAUAAGCAUGGUACAGUAUAAGGGAACAUGACAUCCUGUGUGUACUUUAUCUGUUUGUACUGGCUUGCAGAGCUUCCUGGUGUGCACUCAAUGAAUUGGAAAUGUGGUCUUUGAAAAGAAUAUGUAUCUUGCAUGAUUUUAUGGAAUCCAUUAAAGUCUCAAUUUACAAUUUAUCAACCAUGUCCUCCAAUUAGUUUGAAUUACUAUAUAAGUGCAUAUACACAGUAAUGUCCUUUUAGGAUUAUCAGCAUCAGUGUAUAUGGGUGGAAAUAUCCUAAGGCCCAAUUUAACAAGCAUAUCAUCAUUUGUACACAUUUCCUAGGUGGGUAUCAUGAUAAAAGAUAUAAUAAAAUUUCAUUUUACUGACAGAAACAAGGCCUGUCCAAACUGUUUUGUUCAUAUUUAACAUUAAAUGUUAUAAUAAUUCUAUAAUACAUCUGCUGUUAAAAUAAAAAUUAUCUUUCCAAAAAUGAAAGGCAUUAGAAAGGUAUUAUUAUUUGUACUUUCGUAAAAUAAUACCAUGAGACUAUAAAAUAAUUUUAAUUUAGAGGCCCCACUCUACGAAAUAUGAGAUAUUCCAUUAAAACAUUUUUUUUUUUUGCAAGUGUGGAGGGGGAAGAUGAUAUCAAAUGUUGUCCGCAAUGCUCCAUGCUAUGGUCAAUGGGAUUUAGCACAUUAGACAUUGUGGGAUACCUUCAACCUGCUGAAAACAUAAUUCCUAUAGAUCUUAGCUCAAUAUCAUCAGCGUAAUGAUUGGAUGAACUAGGAUUUCAGGCAUAUAACUAUCACCUAAUACUUGCAUCAUUUCAUUUUUUUUUUUUUUUUUUUUAAUGUACUUCAACUUGUACUUUUAAGUGGACACUUCAUAGUAGACCUGACUACCCUUUUAUAAAAGCCUUAUAUACAUUGUGUAUUGGGGAAAAAAAUAAAUAUAUAUAUAUAUAUAAACACACACACACUGAAGGCCAUAGUAUAAUCACCAGGGGUGAAUUUCUGCUCGCUAGAGGCAAGUGGAAAUUUUUGAGGUCUGAUGUAUAUAUCCCUGAUCUCGUUAAUAUAUCCCUGAUCUAAUUACUUUCUGUAUUUCUCACCCAGAAAUGGGACCAAAUUAGUGCUUACUGCAUUACAGCUGCCUGUUUAAAUGCAUGGAAGGUGUUUAUGGGGACUAACAAAUGUUGCUACCUUCAUUUUGUUUGGGACAGUAGAAGAGCUACGUCCAUAGUGUUAUUAGAGCCCAAAAGGAAUUUAGGAUAUCUAACUCAAGAAUUUAACCUGCUGCUAAACAAAAUAUUGAGUCCUUGUUUGCCUACAUUUGAAUGGUUUUACUUUAUUCUUCAUUAACUUGAACAUUGUUUUGUUUUUCCCCCACAGACUGUCCAGUUUGUCCAAGGAAUAUUUGUUGAAAAAUAUGACCCAACAAUAGAAGAUUCCUACAGAAAGGUUUGUGUUUAUUGUUUACCGAAACUGAUUUAGUGUAGUUUAGAACACAAUACUGUCUAGGUAUCGGAUAUUUAUGUGACAAGAAAAACAAACUGAGAAAGCAAGAAGAAUUAGCCUAGAUUUUUCACUGUUUGUUCACUUACAUACAAGUAAAAAAAACACUGCCUUCUUUCAACUGUCCCUUUAUUAUAACUCUAAAGCACUGCAGAAUGUGUUGGCACUAUAUAAAUGCUGCUAAUGUAUAUCCACUAAAAUGAAAGCUGGUUAUUACCUGCAGUUGUCAUUGGGUAUAUGGGCUUUCCCGUACCCAUACAUGUUGCUGAGAGUUGAAUAGAGCUGCCCUCUACUGUUUAGCAUUCGUCUGCUACAGAAUCCCACUUUGAUCGGAUUUCCUUUUUUCAGCUUUCGAAUUAAAAAAAUUUAAAAAAAAAAACAAAAAAAACAAAAUAUAUAUAUAUAUAUAUAUAUAUAUAUAUAUAUAUAUAUAUAUAUAUAUAUAAUGCAUUAUGUGGUGUGUCCAGGAGUACAUGGUGGAUUUAAUAACCCGGUUUAUAUCCCAAGUUAAUGCAUGUUAGGAUUUAUAGAUCUACAGCUUCUUAGCAUGGCGUGAAAGGGUGCGGCAGAGUUAAAAUUACAUUUAAAAAAUACACAACAAUGUUUCAGGAUGGCUAUUUCUGAGAAACCUAAAAGUAACAAAAAAAGUCACUUAUAUCACAUUGAUCUCUUCCAAAUGAUUCAUUUUGACAAAAAGAAUACAAAAUUACAAUGAGUCAUUUGUGACCUGUUCGUAAUAUGUUUCAGGACCGCACAUUGAUUAAAAUGUGCAAUUACUUAGCAUUGCUGGUUUCCUGUGUCGUGGUAAAACACUCAUGCCGAAACACUUUGCAGCACAGUAAAUUUGCUAGUUUGUUAAAUCUCCCCAUGCACAAUUUGAUCUUUUCAUUUCAGCUCCACGGAGCAAAUACAUAGACUGUCCUAAAAUCCAGCUGUCAGCACUUUCUGCAGAAUUCAGCUGUGGCCUUCUGUAGCCUGGAGCUCUGGCAAACAGGACAAUGCUUACACAUCAGGCUUGAGCGCAAGUGACAUUUUAUUAUGUCUUUACGUGAGCAUGAUGCUCGGUUUGUGGACAUUAGCUAGGCUCUUCCAAGCUCCAUGUCAUGCAGAAACUAGCAUUAAUAACCAACAUAUUAACAGAGAUGUUAGAGGAUGACAUUGAAUCAAUUGCUAAUUUAAUUGUCCCUUAAUGUCUGAAAAAUAGGAGCCAUAAAGCACUUGUCCAUCUAAAAAAUAAGGUAAAAUCAUGUUACUGCCUUGUUGUUUAUGGGUCUAAUUCAGCGUUUCCCAAUUGGUGUUCCGCGGAACCACACAAUUGGGUUCCGCCAAAAUUUUUAAAAAUAAAAUGGCAACGAGCGGCGAGGGGGCAGUGAUCUCCCAGCCCCAGUAAUGCUGGGGCCUGAAUAUGACGUCACUCCGGCAUCACUAAGAGGCGCACGAGGGAACUGAGCAGGGAGAUACGAGGGAGCUGAGCAGGGAGAUCACUGCACAUCAGCCGCUCAGCAGCCCACUGGACCCCAGAGACAGCGUGCUCAGCCCAGCAGCCCCACUGGUCCAAUGGGACAUAGACUCCAUGCCAGCACUCUCAGGUAGGGGAGGGGGGGGCUAGGUGGAGUAAAAAUAAAAAAAUAAAUUGUAUGUGCGUCUCUUAGGGAGUUUGUAUGUGUUUGUGUUUCUGUCAAAGAGUAUAUGUGUGCUUGUCAGUGAGAGUGUUUAGAGUGAGUGUGUUUGUAUGUAUGUGUGUCUGUCAAAUAGUAUGUGUGUCAGUGUGUGUAUUUGUGUCACUGUGUGUAUAUGCCAGUUUGUGUAUGUGUCAGUGUGUGUAUGUGUCAGUGUGUGUAUGUGUCAGUGUGUAUCUGAGUGUGUGCAUUUGGCAUUCAAGAUGUCUGUCAGUGUGUAUCUGUGUGUCAAGAUCAGUGUGUAUCUGUGUGUAUCUGUGUGUCAGAUACACAGAGAGAUACACACUGAAACAGACAUACACACACUGGCACAUACAAACACAGAUACAAACACAGAUGCACACACAUUGACACAGAUGCACACACAUUGACACAGAUGCACACACAUUGACACAGAUGCACACACAUUGACACAGAUGCACACACAUUGACACAGAUGCACACACAUUGACACAGAUGCACACACUUUGACACAGAUACGCACACACUUUGACACAGAUAGGCACACACUUUGACACAGAUAGGCACACACUUUGACACAGAUAGGCACACACUUUGACACAGAUAGGCACACACUUGACACAGAUAGGCACACACUUUGACACAUAGAUACGCACACACUUUGACACAUAGAUACGCACACACUUUGACACAUAGAUACGCACACACUUUGACACAUAGAUACGCACACACUUUGACACAUAGAUACGCACACACUUUGACACAUAGAUACGCACACACUUUGACACAUAGAUACGCACACACCUUGACACACAGAUACACACUGUGUGUCAAGGUGUGUGUAUCUGUGUCAGUGUGUGUCUGUGUGCCACUAUGUGUCAAGGUGUGUGUAUUUGUGUGUCAAAUUCACACACACUGGCACAUACAAACACAGAUACAACACCUUAAUACACACACAUACAAACACAGAUACACACUUAGUUUCAAGGUGUGUGUAUCUGUGUGCCACUAUGUGCCAGUGUGUGUAUCUGUGUGUCAGAUACACACACCUUGACACACCGGCACAUACAAAAAAAAGGCGCAAUUUUAUUUAUUUUAUUCCAGGGGGAGUGCUACCCACGAUGUUAAUAGACUAUGUCAAAGGGUUCCAUGGGAAAAAAUUAAUAAAUGAAUUGGGGACCCCUGGUCUAAUUCAUCGUAAAGUUGGAGGCUGCAUUUCUUUAUUAAAUGGCAAUGCAUGGAAUAAAUUAGGUAAUUAUUUUAAAAGGAAAGAAAUUCCAGACUAGUGACACAAAUUAAUCUGUCUGCCUCUCGGCACUGUUUAGUUCCCACUAAUGCUGUCUGUCAGGAACCGAACGAUGCCGACGCCGGACACGGCAGGUGGCAAUAUAAUACUGUGAUUCACACUGAAGGGUUUUGUUGGCUUCUGAAUGGUGGUGCUCACUAGAAGCAAAGGAGACCUGUUCCUAUGUACAUUUUUACACUAAUAAAAGUUAUAUUAACAUGUUUUUAAAUGGUAAUGCCUAAAGCACCACUCAUAACUGAUUUAUAAAGCUAAUAAUUUUAGUUACAUGAAAGGAACACUUUAGAGUUGGGAAUAAAAAUUUGCAGCAUCUUUAUUUUUUUUGCUUGGUUUACGUUUAAAGAGACCCUCUUACAGCUUACCUUAUUGCAUUAAUUUACUAUAAAUUUAGUGCAAUUAAUACACAGUAAUUCGUGAUCGUAAAGGUGACUUUGUGAAGCAAUUUAAACAUUUCCUUUUCUCAGAAUUGCUGAUACUGCUGGAAGCAGGGAGUGCCUUCGGAAAUGAGCACAACUGAUUUGACUUAGCAAUGUUAACUGACGCUAAGCUAAUCUGUAGCUACCCAUUCAUAAAUAAAAGUAUGCACCUUUUUUAUGAAUGUAGAGCGUCAGUUAAACACUCUAAACUAAUUAGCUGCGCCCCUUGUUGAAUUUCCGAGAAUGAAUGUCGAUGGGGACAGUAAGGUACAGGGCUGAGGAGACAACUGUGGGGUUAAACGGUUUGUGAACAGGUUAACCCCUACAGGUAAGGAAGUAUGGGGACCUCCUGUCCCCAUAAUUUCGAUGAAGUUGCUAUGGCACCCUGACAGUUCCUUUAACCCCUUAAGGACACAUGACAUGUGUGACAUGUCAUGAUUCCCUUUUAUUCCAGAAGUUUGGUCCUUAAAGGGUUAAAAUUAAAUUUAAAGUAUUAUAACUAUACCCUAUUCAAGUGGUAAUAGUGUCCGGAGUGCCCAGGGUGCCAUCACCUCCAUUCAACUUUAAACAGUUUUUAAUGCUAAAUAAGAACCCAUCAAAGCCAUACAGUCUGUGCUCUUUGGUUAAAUAAGGUAGCAUUUGCAAUGGGUGUUUAUGAUUGGCUGAGAGUGUCAGCUGACCACUUUUAGCCUAUUGCGUACUCAUUGCUGGUAUGAAUUGGUAUGGUUAGAAGGAAGAGUGUAAUCUCUGUUUUAGCCAUGCAUUGGUGCUGUGAAUGGACAUAAGCCCUUAUUUAGUGUUGAACUUCCUGAAAAUGGUUUAACACUGAAUGAAGGAACAGCAUCAGGGGAGUCAACGAAUUCUAGCCAAUCUGAUUAUAUGAAAUUUAUAGUAUAAAUUAGUAUAAUAGUUAAAGUAGUAAUGCCCAAAGUGUCCAUUUAAGCUGUAGUUGUUCUUGUGCCUAGUGUCCCUUUAAAUGUAUUUCUCUUUUCCAAACAAUCUUAUUGUUCAUUUUAAAUGAAUUGGGAAACCAAAUGUGCAUGCUGUACCACAGAUGUAUGCAGACUACUAAACCUGCACAGCACCUCUUCCCAUUUAUCUCAUAGGGAGCAAUGUGUGGAUGCAAAAGCCUCCCGUUUAUACUGCUUGUUCAAUAUACCUGUAAGAUACAGCUAUUCCCAUCACCCACAGUGUACAUGGACAUUUGGUCACAUUAAAAAUUACUGAGCCUAAAAGUGAUUAUAAAAGGAAGGGAGAAGUUUUACAAAUCCACUAACUUGGAAAUAAAUUUUGUAGAAUUUUUAAUUUGUUUUGUACUUUGUUUUGCAGUGUUCCUAAGUGUUUUAGAUCCCACUUAUAACAGAGAUGGUCUCGCAGCCUAAUGUCCCUAUAUGACUGUUUUUUCUUUCAGCAAGUUGAAGUUGAUGGUCAGCAAUGCAUGCUCGAAAUCUUAGACACAGCUGGGACGGUAUGUACAGAACGUGUUACACAACGUAUUCUGUGUAAUCAUCCUAAUUCACCUUAUGUUCACAUUGUAAACAUGUUUGUUUUCUGUUUUGUUAUUUAAUACAUCCCUGCUUGCUAAUGGCCUUCGAAUUAAUAGAAUACCCAUUCUUAUAAAGCAAAUUCAAAUAUCUACAGUACGUGAUGGAUUGAGUAAAUAUUCACUAUAACACAAAUAUUAUCUACCUUUCAUAUUGGCAGUGGUUAAACGUUUAGUCCCUAAUGCUUGGUGGGUAUGCUUGUCGGCAGGUCACAAAAUGACAAUAUUCACGUAUAGUUCAGUCGUAUAUUAAAACUAUAUUUUCAUGUGACUGCAUUCAGAGUUCUCCAGAAGGCUUAUUUUACUUGUGUGAGAUUCUAAUAAAUUGUGAGAAAAGAUCAAAAAAGAAAAAUAGUGUACCUACACAGUCUGAAAUAGAAAUCAGAAAUUAUGACUGACUGUCAAAUCUCAGAGAUACUAAACUAGUUGCUACUAGAGUACUAGAUCCAUAAAAUCAAAAAAUAAAUAAAUUUUAAUUUUAACCCCUUAAGGACGGAGCCAAAUGUACACGUUGUGAACAAAACAAAAUGUAAACAAAACCUGGCAUUUGCGCUACAUGUCUGUCCAACCGUAAUACACCUCUUUCAUAGUAAAUGCACCCACCCUUAUUAUAUAUCAUUUUAUUCAGGGGAAACAGGGCUUUCAUUUAAUAUCAAAUAUUUAGCUGUGAAACAUAAUUUAAUAUGAAAAAAAUGGGAGAAGAUAAUUUUUUUUUUAUUUUUUUUAGUUCUACAUGACAUUUUAACUGUCAAUGUCAUAAUACUGUUUGCUUUUACUGCAAUAAAAUACACAUAUUUGUAUUCAGCAAAGUCUCACGUGUAAAACAGUACCCCCUAUGUACAGGUUUUAUGGCGUUUUGGGAGGUAACAGGGUCAAAUAUAGCACAUUAUAUUUGAAAUUGAAAUUCGCCAGAUAGGUUAUGUUACCUUUGAGACUGUAUAGUAGCCCAGGAAUGAAAUUUACACCCAUAAUGGCAUACCAUUUGCAAUAGUAGACAACCCAAGGUAUUGCAAAUGGGGUAUGUCCAGUCUUUUUUAGUAUCCAUUUGGUUACAAACACUGGCCAAAGUUAGUGUCAGUAUUUGUUUGUGUGUGAAAAAUGCAAAAAACGCCAAUUUUGGCCAGUGUUUGUGACUAAGUGGCUACUAAAAAAGACUGGACAUACCCCGUUUGCAAUACCUUGGGUUGAGUUCUUUUGCAAAUGGUAUGCCAUCAUAGGGGUAAUUUUCAUUCUUGGGCUACCAUAGGGUCUCAAAGGCAACGUAACCAAUCUGGCGAAUUUUAAUGUGAAAAAAAUGAAACACAAGCCUUAUAUUUGACGCUGUAACUUUUGAAAACCUCAUAAAACCUGUAUAUGAGGGGUACUGUUGUAUUUGGGAGACUUCGCUGAACAAAAAUAUUUGUGUUUCAAAACAGUAAAAAGUAUCGCAGCAAUAAUAUCGUCUGUGUAAGUGCUGUUUGUGCGUGAAAAAUGCAAAAAACGUCACUUUUACUUGCGAUAUCAUCGUUGUAAUAUAUUUUACUGUUUUGAAACACUAAUAUUUGUGUUCAGCGAAGUCUCCCGAGUAGAACAGUACCCCCCAUGUACAGGUUUUAUGGUGUCUUGGAAGGUUAUAGGGUUAAAAAUAGUGCUAGCAAAUUAAAUUCCCUUUACUUUCGGCAUGGGUUGUCAGGCAGGUCCCGCUAAUUGUAAUUAAUUAAGAUACCUAAUUAUGUAAAAAUAUUACAUAAAUAUAUAUGAAUUAAUAUAUGUAUAUAUACGUAUGUGUUUAUAUAUGUGUGUGACUUGUCAGGAUGCUGAUAGCUGCACAAUCAACUUGCUAUACUACGAAUCCUACAGCUAGCACGCGUUUCAGGGCACCUGCCACCAUUCCCACUAAGCAAAUGCCGAUAUGGUAGUAGAAAAAAAUUAAAUAAAGAUUAAUGAAAGAAAAUAAAUAAACUAAUAGAUCAAAUAGCUCGGUCGCAAAUUCAAGUGCUGGUUACUAAAUUAUAGAAACAGCACGCUAGGCACCCCUGACGCGCGUGCUUCGUCUGACCUGGCUCAUUAGAAGGGACUUAUAAAUUGUGAGAAAAUGUCUAAAUUCUAGACCAGAAAAUAAAUGUUAGUUGGAAUGCAUGCAUAUCCUGAUAACAUAUUAAAAGUAACUAGUACCUUAGUGUUGUUUUUUGCCCAGUGCUACCACACUGCCGUACAGGGUUAUUUACUAAACAACAAAUUUUAGCUGUGCAGGUAUUUAUGGGGUAAGAGUCUCUUUGUGCUGUGUGAAUGGUCAUUCUGCACUUGCAUACAUACCCACUAAGCAGUGCACAGAGACAAGAGUGAGUAACUUUGUUUUUAGAGUUUUAAAUUAUUAUUUUAUUUAUUAUGGCAAUCGGUGCAUAAGAUGUAAUGAAAUGUGUAUUUUGUUACAGGAGCAAUUUACAGCAAUGCGGGACCUCUAUAUGAAAAACGGACAAGGCUUUGCAUUAGUGUACUCAAUAACAGCACAGUCUACCUUUAAUGACUUGCAAGACCUCCGGGAACAGAUACUUCGAGUCAAAGACACUGAUGAUGUAAGCAUUUUAACACUUUAAUAAGAGAGUUUAUUUUUAGUGUUAAUUCUUGUCCUUUUUUUUUUUUUUUCACACACAUUUGCUCUUUUCUGAUUUUCCGUAAGUGAAUGCAGGAAAUAAUUCUAGGUUGCAUCUGAGUAAUGAAUUCUUCCCUUCGCCAUUUUCAUCACAGGCUUUAUCUUGUGAUUCCUGAACUAGCAAAUCAGUGUUGUCAUGUAGUCUGUUUCAAUCCGUCUCCAGGUAAUUUAGAUUGGUGUUUUGCUUGUGACCUAUUUGAUAUAGAGCUGACUUGUUUGAUAAGCUUGCCUUUGUUACUGCAUAGCACAUUGAUAUAUUGUCUGAAAUCCGUCAACGUGUUUUAUUUGUAAUACGGAUUUCAACCUAAAUUUUUUUCUUUAUCGUAUUUAUUAAGUGCAAUAGAUAAGAAUGCCUUUGUCCAUAAACCUGCAAUGUUUCAGGGAUCAGUAAUGCUGAACAAGACAUGCGUAAAAUGUAAUGCAAAUCCCAACAUAGAAUGAAUUGAAACGAGUGCUUUAUUUUCCACUUCUUAAUUGGAGAUGGCAAAUAUGACAUAAAAAUUGGGCAGGACCCAAAAGUGAUAGAGGACAUACUGGUAGAGACAAAAAGUGAAAACCCGGGAUGCAAAACACAGCAAAUUCAGGCUACUCCCCUGUUAGAGGAGUAAAAUACGGGGGAUGGGAAACUAAAUUAUGUUUUUUAGUGUCAGGACUCCCUGUAUGUAAAUCUGACCUAGUUUUCCUUAAGGAAGCAGUUUUAUGGUGUAUAGAUCAUGCCCUUGGCGUCUCACUGGUCAAUUCUCUGGGAGGCCCCUCUUGCCUCCCUAAAUAUAGUAAAAUCUUACUUGUAUGCAAGCCUGAAGCUGCUGGCUUUGUCCUGGUUUUCCUUUGACUAGCCCACUGUCUGCUGACAUCAGCUGAAGUGGUGGCCUGAUCCAAUCACAAUGCUUCCCCAUAGGAUUGGCUGAGACUGACAAGGAGGCAGGUCAGGGGCAGAGCCAGCACAAUUCAAAUACAGCCCUGGCCAAUCAGCAUCUGCUCAUAGAGAUGAAUUGAAUCAGUGCAUCUCUAUGAGGAAAAUUCAGUGUCUGCAUGCAGAGGGAGGAGAUACUGAAUGUUUGGAUGCAUUUUAGGCAGCAAUGACCCAGGAAGGAUCUCUAACAGCUAUCUAAGGAGUGGCCAGUGAAGUUAUCACUGGGCUGUAAUGUAAAUACAUUUUCUCUGAAAAGACAGUGCUUACAGCAAAAAGUCUGAAGGUAAUGAUUCUACUCACCACAACAAAUUCAGUAAGCUGUAGUUGUUUUGGUGACUAUAGUGUCCCUUUCAGUAUGCUGCUGCCCAACACUUAAAGGAACACUCUAGACAUAUGAAAAACUUCAGGUUGUUUAAGUACAUUAUAGGUCUGGAGAUAGUCAUAUUUGUUUUAGGCAAGGUAAGUAAAACAAAAAAAAACACUUUUCUUUUUCUCCUUACAGGUAGGGGAGGCGCUAUAGUGUGCGCAAUACACAUUUGUUUUCACAACACUAUAGUGUUAAUUUAAGAGAACCCUUGAAUAAAGGGCAUAACCCGAACUUCAUUGAAAAUGUGUAUCUCCAAAUAAAAAAGAAAAGAAGCAACCACUUUAAGACUCGUUAUUAAAACAGACUUUAUUAAAAAAAAUCCAAUUCACAGUCAAAUGGUGUAAAAGUGAUAAAGUGCCAUUUCUAAUUUGUCAGCUAGGCAACAGGGAUAACAACCCUCUUUUAGACAAUCUAAUGGAGAGAUGAAAGCAAUGUCAUGUCAAGAGCAGGGGUGGCCAAAUGUAGAUUCCCAAGUGUUGUAGAACUACAACUCCCAUGUUGUUUUACAUACCUUUUAGAAUGUCUUUAUUAUGACAACGCAUAUUGAAACUGUAGUUUUAAAACAUCUGGGGAUCUACCUUUUGGUCAUCCCUUGUCCACUAACAUUAACAAGUUAUCUUGUAUAAUACUCUGUAAGGAUACACUACAACGUUAUGACUGGUAAACUGUAAGAAUCACAAAGCUGUAUAUCGAAGCUUCUUCCUUAGGUGGCUAAGGUAGUAAUCCAGAUCACCUUGUAGUCAUCACCCACUAUUUCUAACCCAAAUCCACUUUGCCGAUAUGGUCUAAAAAUUAACACACAAAGAAAGAUUGGCGUGUGCUAUUGUGGUUUAUGUGGUGCAUAUAGCAAUGUCUCAGUUAAAACUCUUUAUUCAAAUAGUUAAAAAUUCACAACUCUUUAAAUCAUCUGUAACCAGUGGUAUAUAUAACCUUAAUAACAUAAACAAAACGUUUAUAAAUAUACAAAUGGUCUACAAAUUGCACAAAAUAACUGGCUUAAUCGAACUAUGGUAAGUAAUGAAUCUGGGUUAAAAAAUGACUGAAAUGAUCUUCCCAGAAUUACAAUUACAAUUUGGAAUUGCAAAGCAUCUAUGCAAAAGCACAUAACUGUGAAUAAAAAAACAAAAAAUAGAAUGAAUAUAAGGUAGGGCAAUGCCUCCCUGAGGUCCAUCAGAUAAGAAAAUACAAAGGCUGCAAAACUCCUCUGGGGCUCAGAGAAUACUUGCUGCAAAAAGCCCUUGCUAUGAGCUAGCAUAAACUCCAGACACACUGUGUCCCUAUGCUUGAUCUUUAAGUCUCCCUAAGGUCCACACUAGCUCCCGAUCAGAAGCAUAGCAAUUCCUUCAGAGCUCCAGAAGUGACUUCUCUUGAGAUCCUACAUUACCCAGUGCUGUCUAAAGAUAAUAGCCUGCCUGAGAAUAAAAAUCUAAGUGUCAAAAAUCACAAGAAGUAGAAAAAAAAAUCACACAAAAAAUAUGCCCUGAUAGAUACGCUUUGAUAUUUGUAUGUACACUUUUUGACUGUGAAUUGGAUUUUUUUCUAAUAAAGUCUGUUUUAAUAAAAUGUCUUAUCGUGGUUGCCUCUUUUCUCCUUUAUUUGGAGUUUCAAUUAAGUUAGGGUUAUGUCCUUUAUUAUAGAGUUGUGAAUACAAAUGUGUAUUACUUACACUAUAGUGCCUCCCCCACCUGUAUGGAGUAUAAGAAAAAAAACAAAAACGUUUUUACUUACCUUGUAUCAAAGAAAUAUAAUAAGCUCUCCUUUAUUUAGAGGUUCAGUUUUUGUUUUCAAAAGGCCAAUUUAGCUUGACAGUUAUGGUAGUUAUGCUAUUUUUUCGAGGACAUUAAUGAACACUAUAGUUUUGGUAAUACAAAUGUGUAUUGCUAAUGCUAUAGUAUCUCCUAGUCACAGUUUAGGAGAUGGCACCCCUCCCCCACCGAAAGGGUUAAGAGGGUGAUUUACUUACUUUACUUUUUUUAUUUUUUUUUGCUCUCUGCGGCUGGCUCUGCGUUUUUUUUUUUUUAAUUCUUUAUUUUUUGUGUGCAAGAUUUCACAAUUAAGCCGUGGUGCCACAAUAGCAUUCACGUGCUCAUUUUCAACAUUACAUGUCACAUAUGGCACAUAUAAGGUCUGCACAAUUUUUAUAGUGAUAGUGGAAAGGUAGUUAAGCAUAUAGUGCUCCCGCCAUAUUUCCCGCUAGCAUUUUCAAUUUAAUCAGUUGAAGCAUAAAGAUAGGCAUAGUUUAGGAUUACGUUUUGUUUCACAUAUUUUGCACGACAUAUAGUUAAAGAUAUACAGGUGAUAAUCCACUGAGUGUGUGAUCUCUAGUGUGUCAUUUGGACAGUUUAACUCUGGCUUGGUUUACCUCGGGCGCCACCCUGGAGUGUGUGGGGUUUGUGGGGUUGGUUUGCCUUCGCUCCCCUGGACGGGUCUGGGGUCUGUUUGAGUAAUAUCGAUGAGUUUGUCACGGCUUGUGUGCAUUGUAGUUGUCUGGGGUAGUGUGUGUCUGCCUUGAGUGGUGUCCGGUGUUGCGUGUAUGUGUUUCUCUGCCUGCUGUGUGUGCUGGUUUUUUGCUGUGCGAGUCCUAGCGUGUGUGUGUGUCUGUGGGUACCGACAGUGUCAGUGCGUGCAGGGCUAGAGCAGCGUUUUAGUGUCCAUUUUAUAGUCCAGGAACAGCGUCCAUCGUUAGCCGGUGCUUAGUCUUGGUAGUGGGUUUGUAGGGCCGCAAGGGACCCGGUAGCAGAGUCCAGUUGCGCGUUUCUCGGAUUCUUGAGCACUCCUGGGGGCCUGCUUCUGCGGCUCGUGGUGGAAGUGCUUCCUUUGAUGGCUGCGGUCCUCCCCGUGAAGGGGCUGUUGUAGAUCUUGAUGUGGGGUAUCCCCCUGUGUUGUCAGGUCCGCAGUUUCUUAGGUUGAUGUUUAUGGUUGUGGCUGGUGCUUCAGGGCGGCUGCAAUCUGAGAGGGCUCGUGAGGUAAGGUUGCGUGGUUCGUGCGCUACGGGCGCCCGGGGAGGUUUACCUAGUUUCCCACCCUCGGUUUUGUGGCCUGCGAGCAUUUGCCGAUGUUUGUUGCCGCUUAGGGUAGGGUGCUGGCCCUUCAUGGGGGGCUUGUGUGGUCUGCCAACCGACUCUGCUUUCUGGCGGGCCCUGUAGUACUUGAUGGGUCUUUCUUUGUUUGUCCACGUGGAUGCGGGCUGUCCGCCAUUUUGGAGAGCUCCGUCUGGGUUGUGCUUUGCGGCCCGGUUUGUAUUUGGGCUCGGCAGACUUCCUUGGUGGUCGCCCGUGGGGACCAGGAUAACCCCCACCGGUCCAAAGGGGGGGGGGGGUCGCAGGACGCCGUUCGGAGACCCGGGGAAGCUGCCGUUCCUCCCCGGCUCAAGCUCGCAUAGGCCCCAGGCCUUGGUCGGGUUACUUCGGUGCCGUACCGUGGCAUGUGUGGUAUCACUGUGUGUGUCCAUAUCUUUUGGUUGCUGUUUUUGGUCGAUAGCUGCUCGUGGCACCGAGUUGGCUCCGAUUCUCUGGCCCAGAUCCUGGAGCUCAGAUGAAACACGUCUGAUCUGUUCAGCGUUCAGGCUCCGCCCCCCGGCUCUGCGUUCUUGGCUGAGAUUAUCAAUCUCAUAAGAAAGCAUUGAGAGGCUAGUGCACAUGAGCAGCAAAAUGCUGCGCCAGUCCGUUUCACUUGCCUAUAGCUGUGGAAGCGCCUCUAGUGGACGUCAGUUAAACAGCCACUAGAGACAUUUAAACCUUGCAGUGUAAAAGUCGCCAUUCCUGCUAAAUUACAAUGUUUUACAUUGCAGACUGAAAACGAGUUACGUGGCACCCAGACCAUUUAAUUGAUAUGAAGUGGUCUGGAUACAUUUUGUGUCGCUUUAAACCAAGUAUGGCAAACAAAUUGGCAACAUUGUGUAUCUACUGGUGUGAUUACAAAAUUAAGUGGAAACUGUACAGGUUCCUAGACAAUGAAAGGGGUUGAACAUUUAUCACAGUGACCCGAUGGGACACUAUGCUUUUGGCAUAGUGCCUAAUAAAGUCUAGUUCCCUUAAGGAAACGGAAAAGUAUUAAAGUUUGUAGUUUCACUUUGACCAGGGCUAGAAUCUGGGGCUGACAAAUACUACCAAAAGGAGAGAAAUUAUCUGGGACAGGACUACAUGAGCAUAUAGUUUUGGAAAUUGAGUAGUUGGAGGUUGGAGACUCUGCAUAAAACCAUCAUAUCGGUGGUUCAUGAGGUCUGUACCAAUUAUUCCCAAUUUUGAUAAAGCACAUAUGGUUGAAAGAGUAGGGCUUUUUUCUUCCUUGAGGUUCCAGGAGCAGGGCCUCUCUAGUUGGUAGGAAGAACAGCUGCAUGGAACUGGUCUAGUACUGUAGAGCUUCCCAAAGCAUGCAUUAGUUUUAUGUGGGAUUUCUCACUCCUUGUCCUACUAUAGUUUGACGCUUACCUUGUGCAACACAAAGCUCAUCUCUGUCUAAUGUUGAGGCCACCACUCUCUAUUAAAGAUAAGAAAAUGGGAAGGAGCCAAAGCAUGUGGAAAGUAAUAAGUGUAUUUCCAUAUAACUUUCUGUUUAGAGUAUAGUGUAUUUUGUAUUUUUUGUUAAUUUGAAAAUAUAAACAUUUAACUUUUUUUGGUUUACAUUUCAGGUGCCAAUGAUAUUGGUGGGUAACAAGUGUGACCUGGAGGAUGAACGAGUGGUGGGAAAGGAACAGGGGCAAAACCUUGCAAGACAGUGGAAUAACUGUGCAUUCUUGGAGUCGUCUGCAAAGUCAAAGAUAAAUGUCAAUGAGGUAAGAAUUUACUGGUUAUGUAAUGUAACUGUAAACUCAUCUGCAUGAUCUCUGCAUUGAGAUUGUGAUAGAACAUCGCACAAUAAUUCAUGCACUAUAAAUGCUUCAUAAAAUGAAAUAAAUAUACCAUAUGCCACUUUUUGUGAAUUCGUUUUAGGAUUGCUUGUUCUGAACUCCUUUUUAAAUUUUUGUUUCGGUAUACAGAUUUUUUAUGACCUUGUGCGACAAAUUAACAGAAAAACUCCUGUACCGGGCAAGGCGCGUAAAAAGUCAACAUGCCGACUGCUUUAAUACAGAGAUGUGCUGUAGCUCUGAGCCAGGUAAGCUAUUCUUUUUAGUGGUAAACUCCUACUGUAAAUAGACACUUAUCUGAUAGGUCACUGUGCAAUACUUUUCUUUGAUGUAUGUGAGAGCAUUUGGAUCCUGAGAUUUGUCAACCGUUCCUUCACUUCUGCAAGUGACGGUUCCCAUUCUCUCAUUAUUUUGAUUGUACAUUUUUAGAUUAUUCUAAUAAAUCCAGUUUUCUAUAUAGUCAACUCUGCCAAACUUAUACUAGCAGGAAAAUGCUGCAACUUUUCUGAUAGGGAAAAAGUGCCUUGAAAAAUUAAUAAAAUGGGAGUGCAUUUUCUGUAAGGUAGCCAAUAUUUAGUUUGGUCACAGGUUUUAUUUGUUACUGAUUUUGCAUCUUCUAAUAUAAGUAUUCAUUAUUCAUGCAGUUCAUUUCAUGAUCACCUUUAUUAUGAGAAAUCAGAGAACGCUUAAGAUCCCACAAGUCCCUAGGCAGGUUAUCAGUUUGGGCCCCCUAUCUUCUUCUCACAAAUAUGGUUCAUGGGGCGAAGCAAAUUCUUGGUUGCAGAGUCGAUGUAAAAUCCCUUGACCUGGGGCGGCCACUUAGGGUCACCUUAUGGUUAAUCCUUCUCUGUGAAAAAUUUAUAUGUAAAUAUAUUAAAAAUAAUUAUCCUUACUUAGGCAAAGAGAAAAAAAAUGACUUCACGUCAAUAUAAGUUUAUGGCAAGGUUCCCAGAUAUUCAGUGUCCAGAAUGUGAUGUUUCCCGUUACUUAUAUAACACACAGUAUUCUUGUCUGGUUAAUCUAUGCCUAGAUAUCAGUGUUUUAGUAACACUGAUCUCAAACACUGACAAGCUUAUGUACUUCUGUCAUUACAUUUUUCAUGAGUUUCUUGGUAAUUUUUACAGGUCUGAAGAACUGUUGUCUGACAACAGUGCCAGCAUUCCAACUCAAAUUACCCUAUCAACAACUCCAAUGGACUUUCCUGUGGUGUACCCUUUGACAUGGAUGAAAGUUGCAAGCUCAGAUUGUGCACCAUCAGAUCCCUUCCCAAAGUCACGAGAAAGAUGCCUGCUUUGAGAUGCUCGUCACGUAUGCAACUGGGAACAACAGAGCCAACAUCCAGUAUUACUGCUAAAGAGACAUUGUUCACCCGACAACGUAAAUACACGUCUGAAAGCGUGUGCUGUAUUCUUUCACAAGCCCCUCCUUUCUAUCGGAGUGUACAAUGAAAAAGCACCACUAUUUUAGCUUACUAAACAAGGAAGUCCAAAGAGCUUCUUUAUAGACUACUCCUUGAUGACCUUGCAUCUUUGAUAUUUGUAGCUUCUUGUAACUAUUUUUUUUCCUUUCUUUAAAGAAAUACAAGAGCAACACUCAUUGUAUUGUACUAAGUGCUUCUCAUAAACAUAACUUGUUUCUUUUCCUUUGUAAUUUUUUAGGGAAUCCUGUGGAGAAUAGCAUUACACCCCUUUUCUGGCACGUACGGGGCCCAGAUAAUAAAUUUGGUUUCUUGUAUUAAGUCUCUGUCAAACACUUUGCCUUGGGUAGCUAUUCAGAAUGAUGUUCCUGUGUUAACCCAACUAAAACCCACGCGUUUCCAUGUUUCCCAGCUCUGUUUACAUAGGGAUUCAUGUUUAUAGAUGUUUAUACAGUGGGGGUCUACAGGAAGUGUGUAUUUCAAAAGGUUUUUUUAAUGAUUUAUCAAUACUUUGUAAAUCAUUUUCAGGCUUCUGCUGCUGUAGAUUCUCACUGUGAAACUUGUUGUUCCUACCCUAGCUUGCUUGCUCGUGCAUAUGUAUAUUUGCAAUACCAAAUAUACAGGUUUAGUCCUUUAUUUUAUUUUUCUCUCUUUGCUAGUGAUAGUUUCACAUGUGUAUUGUUUGGUUGAGAUGUUAAAUGGUGGAAGAGUCCAGUGGAUGUGAAUGUGGGACAUGUAAUUUUAAAUCAUUUGUGUAUUUUCUCUUUUUUUUUUUUUCCCGUCACCAGGACUAAGUUGCAGUAGUUAUCUUUUUUUUGAGGAUUUAUUUAUCAAUGCCUUGUUGCUUUGUAUGCAUUACUGUUUGGGUGUAAAGAUUGUGUUUAUAUAUCCAACAGAGAAACACACAGUAAUCCAGUUGACCAACUUAAUGCUACAACUGCUUUAAGGUGGCCAAAUGUAAACUCUAAAGCCUUAAUAAAGUGGUGCAAUUUUGUAUAACUUAGGAUUGGUUCAGUAAAUUUGCAACGCCAUGCAAGGCUUGCAUUAUCAUAAAUCUACCACUUCAGUGCUUCAUUUAAUGUGUUAAGUGCUUGUUUAGGCAACUCUUCAGGGAGCAGCAUGCACUCUGCAUAAUGCCAAGCACUUCAGCGACUCAGUCUUCAAAACCGUCUAGCAAAAGACGUAUGGCCAGGGCCCGUGUGCACCACAUCUAGUUUUACCCAAUCAAAUUCGUACAAUUUAUCAGUGUGAACUUCAACAACGGUUCUUGGAUACAUGUAGCAUUAUGAGUAAUAGGGCACUUUGGUAAUCAUACGGUUAGAUUUGAAAACAUGACUGGUAUAACAAAUUGUUGAGUUGCAGCUCAUUGUUUUCACAUUGUGCAUUAAAGGUCAAUUAUCUUGUCUUUUCCCGCUUAUUUUGUCCGGGGGAGAUGGAAAGGGGAUGUGGGGGAGAGGGUGGGGGAGAAUAAACCCUGAAGGAUGCGAUGACAUAAAGCCCUAAUUUUAUAUUAUGAGCCUUAAUGUCACUUUUAUUCAGUAUGCCACAGAGGCAGUGUGUCAGCUAACUCCCGCAGAACCUCAUUUGGGAAAUCCUUGUGCUUCUUUGGUUUUCCAUUAUUGACAGAUUAAUUUUUUGUUUUUCUUUUGUGUGCAUUAAAAAGCCCAAACUCUGCUUAUACACAGACGCAAAAAAAAUAAAAUAUUGUUCUUCCUUGUACUCUGAUUUGUCUCCUGAUGUUCAGACCAAGACUUUGGUGCAAUUCCUUCAGGUCUUUAUACAAGCGGUUUCUUCCUUUGACCCAACUUCAAUAUGCUUAAAAUCUAUAGUGUCUGAAAUAAGCAAAGAUCCUGCCAAUACCCAAAAUAAAAAGAAAAGUAUUCCCCUAUUAAGCAAAUAAUAAAAUUUAAAAGGCUGUCCAGGAUGGAUUUGAAUACAAUUUUUUAUGUUUUAUACAAAU